CUUUUAAUAAGUAAUUGAUUUUCAGAGUUUAGUUUAAUCAAACACAUCUGUUUACUUAGCUGAGAUGCCUUAUAAUUGGUGAUUGUCUAUAGUAAAAAAAAAAAAAAAUUUAUUAUGAAAGUUCGUAAGAUUCUAGAUUCAGCCUGAUGAUAUUCUUUGAGCUGGUUGGUCACAUCUGUUAGCUUUUGAAUGUUUUAUUUCCUUCAUUGUAUAGUUCUAAAAUAAACUCUUCAGUAAAGACAGAACAAAAAUACCACAAAUUAGACCUUACCCAAGGCAAAGGAAAGGGAAAAUUAUAAUUUGUCUGUUAAUUGCUGACGCCCAGUGUCUAGAUUAGUGCCAAAGCUGCCUGUUAGCUGUCCGAGAAUAUGAUGUUGAUGUCCGAAUUUUUUGUCUUUAUAAAUAGGCUCUGACUUGAUAAAGUAGGAUAAGCCUAGAAAUUAAGAGGGUUGUCAAUUAGAAGUUCCUUGAAAGGAGAAUUAAGAAAACAAAAGACACAGGGAAAGAUUAGUUCAAAGAACUAAUGGACCACAUCUACCAUGGCCUCUACCAGACUGAGUCCAGCACAACUAGGUGGUGCCCGGCUACCAGCACCGACUGCCCUGAUAGGGAUCACAAUAGAGAGUCCUGGACAGAGCACGAGAAAAAUGCAGAACAAAAUUCUAACUCACAAAAAAAGACUAGACUUACAGGUCUGACAGAGACUGGAGAAACCCGAGAGUAUGGCCCCCAGACACCCUUUUAACUCAGUACUGAAGUCACUCCUGAGGUUUACCGUUCAACCAAAGAUUAGACAGGCCUGUAAAACAAACAAUAACACCUGUAGUUUAACUAUUUUUAUGAGACCUUUUGUGGGCACACCGGCACAAAAGCAAAGAUGAGAAGGCAGAAAGGGACAGGAAAACUAAACGAAUGGAAGUUGGGAAGCUGAGGCUGAGAAGGGGAGAGUGUUGACACCUGAUGGGGUUGGCAACCAGUGUCACAGCACAAAACAAUUUGGUAUUAAUUAAAUGAUGAGAAACUGAUAUGCUCUGUAAACUUUCACCUAAAACACACACAAAAGAUAUUUCCUUGGCUUUAUCUUCAUCUGUUUUGUGUGAAUGAUUUCCUGAUAUAUUUCUCCACGUUUUUACUUUGUAGCUUCUUAUCUCCUCUCUUCCUGUUCUGAUAGUUACUAGAAUAAACACAGAAUCAGCACUUUGUAUAUUUGUGGUCUUUUCUCUGUGGAAAAAGUACAAUCGAUCCUUUCUUUUCCUUAACCCUCCCAUCCUCAUAUGAACUGAGAGAGACAUCUGAAAGAUUCAUAGUAAUUCUCUGGACAGACUUGAAAGUUCUGAAGUUAUAUGCUAUAAAACAACACGCAUCUGUUAUUUUUGCAGACAUUGUAUUUUUGGAGUCUUCUAGCAUUGGCUGAGGGAGGCAAAUGUUAUCAGCCAUUUUGUGGAUGAAGAAAAUGUGGGUCAAGACCUAAUGGUCUGACUGAGACUAGAGGAACCCCAGAAGACAUGGCCCCCAAAUUCUGUUAAUCCAGAACUAAAACCAUCCCCGAAGCCACCACUUCAGACAAGGAUUAGACUGGACUAUAAAACAUAAUGAAGAGUGUGCUUUUCUUAGUUCAAGUAGAUUAAAAAAAAAAAAGUUUUUUUUUUUUUUUAAACGGGCAGCUCUUGUCCGGAGGACGAAUGAGAAGGCAGAAGGGGAUAGGAGCUGGUUGAAUGGACAUGGGAAACCCGGCGUGGAAAGAGGGAGUGUGCCGUCAUACUAUAGGGAUUGCAACUAGGAUCAUGUAACAAAAUGUGUAUAAAUUUUUGUUUGAGAACUUGACUUGAGCUGUAAACUAUCACCUAAAGCACCAUUUAAAAAAAAAAAAAGUGUGGGUCAGAGGGCCCGUGUCUGGUCCACAGAGUCCCCCCAGGGGGUAGAAGAGGUGAGACGUGGAGCCCCAAAUCUAGGGUUUCAGACCCUGUACUUCAUUAUGGCUUUGCAUUAAUGUGAUUGAAAUCUCUCGCAAAAUAAAGCAUCUGCCUUUAUGUAGGGACAUCUUGACCUUGAAUGUCACAGUAGCAGCUGAGUUAAAACAGUGUCGUUCUGAACUUUGUUAAUAGAUACCCAUUGCCAUGCAGCCGACUCCGACUCAAGGUGACCCCGUGCGUGCAGAGUAGAACUGCUCCCCAGGGUUUUCAUGGAUGUGACCUUUCGGAAGCAGAUUGCCAGGCCUUUCUUGUGAGGUGCCUCUGGGUGGGUUUGAACUGCCAACCGUUCAGUUAAUAGCCUGUUGCUUAACUGACAUGUCCUGCAGGGACUCCUGCUUUAUUAAUAGCUAGUCUCAAUUUGAGCUUCAAAAAUUAAGAUUCACAUGAGGAGUAGAGCUGUAGAUUCUCCUUUCCUCUGCUGCUAACUUGGCUAAAGUUGCAUGGCUGAUUUUUCACCUCUCUUGACCUCUGUUUUGUCUUCUGUGAAACGAGGUUAACUCUAAUGUUCUUUAAGACCUUCUAGAGUUCUAUAAUUCCCUGUUUUAAAAUUUGAACUGUAUAGCUUCUUAUUAGGGAAUUUAUUUUUUUCUUCAAAGCUAGUGGAGUGAACCGAUAAUGUGGUAAAGUCAUGUUGCCGUUCCUAGGUUUAAGAGCCCUGGUAGUACAUGGUUAUGUACUUGGUUGCUAAGUGAAAGGUUGACAGUUCGAACCUACCUGCUGCUCCGCAGGAGAAAGAUGUGGCAGUCUGCUUUCGUAAAGAUUUACAGCCUCAGAAACCCUGUGGGGCAGUUCUACUCUGUCCUAUAGCGUCGCUGUGAGUCGGAGUCAACUCGACAGCGGGGUUUUUUUUUCUUUUGUGGGUUACUAGAUUUGUCUGAAUCUAGUUGGCAGGCCAUGGUGUUUUCAGUUGCCUCAUGCACGCAAAAGCUGGACAAUAAAUAAAGAAGACUGAAGAGGAAUUGAUAUCUUUAAAUUAAUGGUGUUGGCAAAGAAUGUUUGAAUAUACCAUGGACUGCCAGAAGAAGAACAAAUCUGUCUUGGAAGAAUUACACCCAAAAUGCUCUUUAGAAGCAAGGAUGGCAAGACUUCAUCUCACAUACUUAUCGACAUGUUAUCAGGAGGCACCAGUCCCUGGAGAAGGACAUCAUGUUUGGUGAAGUAGAGGGUCGACAAAAAAGAAGACCCUCAACAAGAUGGAUUGACACAGUGGCUGCAACAAUUGUGAGGAUGAUGCAGGACUGGGCAGUGUUUUCGUUGUGUUGUACAUAGGGUCACUGUGAAUCGGAACCGUGACAACAACAGUUAAGACUGAAGGAGCAAGUGUGUGCAGAAGUAGAAACUGCUACGUUGUUCCUCCUGCUUCUGACUUACAAAUUUGACUGCUCUCCUAGUUCUGCUGUCACUAAACGAUCAUAAAAUCUUAUACCGAUCGAGUAUCAGCUGUAUGUGAGGCACUGUGCCAGGUGCUGUGGGGAAUACAGAGACAAACCAGACAGAACUGCCCUCAAGGAGCUUAUUAACUUGUUUGGAGAUUUUACAAGUUCACAGUCAAGACUAACCUUAAUUAACAAGCACAUAAAAUGACUCUUUGCAAUGUCUGUGUGGAGUUCUGUAGGCGAUACAAGAGGAGAGACUGUUGAAGGUCCUCCUCACCCCAAGGCCAGGUAGAACUCAUCUCAAGUAUCCUGGGGGAGGAUAACAAUAUUUCCUUCAAGAUUCUCAGAAAUCUCCGGUCAGCCCUUGGAGAAAGUGGAAUUCUCAGCUGACAGUGAAAUUGCCAGCUGUGAACCACUGUGCCCACCACUGCGUCAGGCGAGUGCCCUGGGUCUCUCAUCUCAGAAUUGCCGCCCUUAUUGCAGGUCCUGAAUGAGGACCAGACUGUCAGUUUUCAUAGGAUGAGCGCUUGAUAUUUUGGAUCAGUGAGUCCUUUUUUUUUUCAGAUAAUGUAAACUCUACUUAAUAUGUUGUUCAUUUGCUUAAAACCUUUAGAUCUUAAAAAUUAUUGUGCUAGUCGUCUAGUGCUGCCGUAACAGAAAUACCACAAGUGGAUGGCUUUAACAACGAAAUUCAUUCUCUCACAGUCUAGUAGGCUAGAAGUCCAAAUUCAGGGCGCCAGCUCCGGCGGAAGGCUUUCUCUCUCUUUCGGCUCUGAUGGAAGGUCCUUGUGAUACAUCAGUCUUCCCUUGGUCUGGGAGCAUCUCAGUGCAGGAACCUCAGGUCCAAGGGACUUGGCUCUGCUCCUGGCACCCCUUUCUUGGUGGUAUGAGGUCCCCCUGUCUCUGUGCUGGCUUCUCUCUUUUAUAUUUCCAAAGAGAUUGGCUUCAGACACUAUCUAACAGAUCUCAUCAGUAUGACUGCUGUUAAUCCAUCAUAGUGAUAGGAUUUACAACACAUGGGAAAAUCUCAUCAAAUGACAAAAUGGUGGAAAAUUAUACAAUAGUCGGAAUCAUGGCCUAACCAAGGUGAUACUUAUUUUUGGGCGAUGCAAUUCAAUCCACAAUAAUUAUUGAGAUCACUUCUUGAUGAUUUUAAUGUAAUGUUGGUGUUAGGUACCAAAAAAAAAAAAGAAAAAGAAAAAAAACUAAAAAGCACUGCCGUCGAGUUGAUUCAACUCUCAGCAACCUCACAGGGUUCCCAAGGCCGUAAAUCUCUGUGGAAGCUGACUGCCACAUCUUUCUCCCUUGGAGCUGCCGGUGGUUUCUAACCGCUGACCUUUAGGUUAGCAGCCAACCGCUUUACCCACUGCAUCACCAGGGCUGUUAGGUAGUAUAUUAAUAAUACUUUAUUCCUUUUUUUUAUUUAUAAAGGCAUGAGUGUAUUAUGCAAUUACAUUUCAAUCUAGAAAAUACUUAUUUAGACAAAUUGCAACUUUGCUUAGAUUAGUAUUGAAUGUUGUAAAUCAGUCCUAUCCAGGUUUAUUUUUCUAUCCUACCAGUAGAGGGUCUAGUUUGAAGUGUGUUUCUUUCAGUCUGUUUCCUUUGAAACUUAAACUAUUUCUUACUUCAUAAUAGAUUUUUUUAUUUGUAUUUUUAAAGUGCUGUACUUCAAAUUGUCGACUUCUCCUUAACCUAGUACCUGUGCUAUUUGACAAGACGUUUCACAGAACAUUGUUACCAAAGUGUUUUCCAAAGGGAGACUUCUUAUGGUGUUUACAUUUUAGCUGUGCCCGACAUCUGGAAAUAAAUUAAUACUAAAUCCCAAGACAAAGUCGUAAUUAAUGCUGUGGCCUUCAUUUUACACUAAAACAGUUUACAUUUCCUUUAACUUGUGAUGACGUGGGUAUGUAUAAUGGCUUUUCUGAUAUACUGUAAUUUGUGAUACAGUGUGAUUAAUGCUUAGUCUUUUGAAUGAACUUAAUUUAAGAAUAAUGCAAAUUUAAUUUGAGAUUUGUGAUGGGAUGUUAAAGAUUGGUUGAAAUUCAUUGAUUCCUGACUCCCAGGGGCCUUCAGUAGGAGAGAAUUGAAUGUAUUCUCAACAGGUUCAUGUUGGGUCUCAUUCAAGGGAGCAGUAUUAUUAUUUUUUUUUUUAGCAAACUCGUGCAAAGUACUUAUCAUUUUACAUCAGGUACACGCAAUCAGUUCUCUUUUGGCCAAUUUCAUUAUUUUUGAAGAACAACAAAAAUUGUACUGAGUUUCAAACAUGUGAUAACCUCAUUCUGUUCUGUUGAGCUAAUCAGUAGGUGUGUUUGUCUCCUUUCAUUGAGUAUUUUCCUAACUUUCCAAAGUACAGCUUGUCAUUGUAGAAAACAAGCCAUGUUAUGAUACAUACAUAGCAUAUAUAGUGCAUACAUGUUUUUUAAGUAAACUUUUUAAAAUAAGCUUCUUUCCUGAUACCCCGCUCCCCAGAAUUUUAACCACCUCUUGGAUAUUUCCAUCUGAGUGGCUCACUUUUAAUAAACCUGAGGAUCUUCCUUUGCUUUCUGGGUAUUUGUUAUUAGGUAACCCUGGAGUCAGCUCUAACUUGGGUGAUCCUAUAUAUAACAGAAUGAAAUGUUUGCCCAGUCCUGUGCCAUCUUCAUGAUCAUUGGUCUGUUGAGUCCACUAUUGUGGCUAUUGUAUAGUGCCUGCCAACCUAGGAAGCUCGUCUUCCAGCACUAUAUCCGACAGUAUUGUGUUGUGGUCUAAUUCUUGGAAGUAGAUUGCCAAACCUUUCUUCCUAGUCUGUCUUAGUCUGGACCCUCCAUUGAAACUUGUCUGCCAUGGAUGACCCUGCUGGUACUUUAAAUACCUGUGGCAUAGCUUCCAACAUCAUAGCAACAUACAGACCACUACUGUAUGACAAACUAACAGGUGGGGGCUUCUGGGUAACCUCAUCCUUAAUUUUGAUGGCCUCUGAGUUCCAGUAGAGGGGGAUGUAGUAGGGUUGCAGCCGUGAACUCUACCGUGUAAAGAUUGGUCUGGACCAGAGUAGGAAAGUCUUUAAAUGCCAGCUUAUCUGAAAAUGAUUCCACUGUGUGUGAGAGAGAGGGAGGUUGAGAGCAUCCUGUGGACUCUGUUCAAAUUUGGGCAAAUCAGAAACCAUCACUAAAUCCUCAUAAUUUCCAGUUGUGUCCCUUGCCUACUUCUUUGCAGAGGCCAUCUAGCUCUAAAGAGGCAAAGUCUGGUUUGAGUGGGAAGCAGUGGCCUGAAAUGUACUUUUCCAGGCUUAGGUCUAUUAUUGACCUCCCCUUGGGAUGUAGCUAGAAGAAAUACCAUGAUGGCGCUCCUUCAGUGGGUCACAGCCCAACUCCUGGAGAACAGAGUCUAGGUAGGGAAGGAGCACACACAUCUGUAAACAUAGACCCCCCGCCUUCUCUUGUGACCUUAAUGAUGUGAACCUCCCCUGGGCCAGUGAGGAUGUCUGCUCCCCAGGUGGUGUGAUGUGGCUUCAGGUGUGUGUGUGUGUGUGUGUGUGUGUGUGUGAUGUGGGUUGGGCAAGAAGUGGCUCAGAACCUGUCUUGGGGGGAGGGGCUUGGAAGGGCCCUUUUACUGUGCUGGCAAACUGACCUCAGAUUCCAGAGAACCUUUUGUGGAGAGGGAAGAGUGGUUGACAUUUGUCUUGGAAAGCAUGGAACUUAAUUUCUCUUCUGUAGCUCCGGCCCUCCCCACCUCCCCCCACUCCACCCCCUGCCAAAAUAAUGGUGCGAUUUGAGGAUGGGGAGUGGAAAACCCCUUGGUGGGAGAUAGCUGUUCUAUCGUCCUUAAAAACUACAUAGCAUCAUAUUAGAGUCAAUUGUGUUCAUUCAUGUGAAUUAAUUUUUGGUAAUACGUCCUUUUUAUUAAAAAUUACUGAAUACAGACAUAUGCAAUGGCUUUUUUUGAACAUUAUUUUAAGUCCAUGCCCGUGUUAAAGUAGACUUAUGACUUCUAUUUUGACCUGCAGAUUUCUGAUAAUUUUUUUAAAAUCGUUGUUCUUUUCCUAGAAAUUUUGCCUUGACUAAGGCAAAAUUAACAUCCAAGGUUGUUAAUGUGAGGUGAAUCACUUCACAUGAAAACUCUGACUUCUGCUUUGCUGGGAAGCAGUUUGGGACAGCAUUUUUUUGAAUUGAUUAGUCUUGGGUUUUCUUUACAGCACGUCUGUUGAAAACAUAAUUUUCGUAUAUAAGAGUAGGCUAGGAGUUGAAGAGAGACUUAUAGUGACCCUACAGGGCAGAGUAGAACUGUCCCAUAAGAUUUCCUAGGCCGUAAUGUUUAUGGUAGCAGAUGACCAGGUAUUUUCCCCCACAGAACUGCUGGUGGGUUCCAACUGUUGACCUUUUGGUUCGAUGGCACACAACAGUGACAGAAGUUGAAUGAGCUGACUUCCUCCAACUUUGAAGCUGAAAGGGGCCUUGCCCAAGAAAACAAUAGUAUUUAGGAGGGCAGAGAAUCAAACCAGGUGGGCGUAAGUCUAGGUCCUGCGUUCUUUCUGCUCUGCUAGGCGGCUUGGUCAUAUCAGUGGCUGUUCUGUAUAUUAACAGCAACGUUAUAAAUGAGCCUCUGCCCUGAAAGAGCUUUUAGUCCCUUCUGCAGCCCCUGAGUCUGGAAUCUACAUGAAAUUCUGAGUGGUUUCCUGAAGUAGGGGCCCUUAGCUUGGGGUCCCUGGUGGUAAGUGGAUGGACUUCAGGGGUUCCAUGAUUUGGGGUGGGAAAGGUUUACAUUUUUAUUUUUUCCCAUUUUUAACUGAAAUUUAGUAUUUCCUUCCACUGUGAAUGUAAGCAACACAGCCAGUGGCAUUUUGCAGUGCCUGUGACUUUGUCAUCCGCAGAAAUGGCAAGUAUUUUCAUACCACAUUUCAGUUGUUGUGGAUAUGUUGAAAGGAGGAUAUGUUGAAAUACAGAUUACUCUCUUACUAUGAAACUAUGGUAGUUAUUACGGCUAUGGCUAGAUCUUCUUGUUUAGUGUGUUAACAGAACUAAAAAAAAAAUGAGUUGCUGUUGAAUCAGUUCUAACUAAUGGCGACCUGAUGUGUGUCAGAGCAGAACUGUGUUCCACAGGGUUUUCAGUGACUGAUUUUUUGGAAGUAAAUCACCAGGCCGUUCUUCCAAGGUGCUUCUGGGUGGCUUGAACCUCCAGCCUUUCAGUUAGCAGCUGAGUGCGUUAACCAUUUCACCACCCAGAGGCGCCCUGUAUUAUUAUAUCUCACAUCUUUUAAGUACUAUUUUAAUAACUGUAUUUUAUUAUACAGCUAUUUAAAAUAUUUGUACUAUUAUAUUUAUAAUAUAAUUGCAUAAAAUUAAAACCAUUUAAAAAAACAUCCUGAGAAGGAGUCUCUAGGCCUCACCAGUCUGCCGUGGGGGCCCGUGGCGCAGGAGGGAAGGGCCUGGCUGGGGACCAUGUGCCAUCCUAUCCUGUGAUCGAAGUGCUGAUCAGGGGCCCAGAUCACGAGGCCAAAAGUCCACGCUGGUGGGGUAGAAAAGCAGUUUAAUUUUUCUGCUUAAUAGAACUCUUUCCAGUAACAUAGCCAUGACAAAACAUCCCUCAAAGUGGAUAAAAUAAAAUUUCUUCUCUGAAAGAAAAUCUAAAAAGAAGUUUAUUUAAAUUGGAUAAAAAAAAUUCACUAUUUCUUGUAAAUUUAAUUAUUUAAAUCGUCAUCGUGGGAUUAUUAUUUAACCAGUUUAUUAGGUUAAAAAAGAAAAAAACUAAAUUUUGUUCUGGAAUAUGUGAUUAUUUAUGUUACCAUGAUUGGGUUGGGUUGUGGGUCAGGUACUUAGGGGUUAAUGAUUUCCAGGAUUAGAAAAGUGUCAAUGACUUUUAAAAAUCUGCAUAAAAGAGUGUGACUUUUUAGUUCUUGGAAUUCAAAACAAAACAAAACAAAAAAAACAAACCACCCAUUGCGGUAAAGUUGAUUCCGACUCAUAAUGACCUUAUAGGAAAGAGUAGAACCGCCCCAUAUGGUUUUAAGCAGUGGCUGGUGGAUUCGAACCGUUGACACUUUGGUUAGCAGCCUGAGCUCUUAAACAUGGUGCCACCAGUUCUCAGGAUGGUUGUGACAAAGUGGUCGCUGGAGUGUCUGACCCCAUGAUUAACAGAGAUAUGCUAUAAAACAAAAAAUAAUUUGGAAAGAGAAUUGGCUCAUGCAUUACUCAUACUGUGCUUCUCCGCACAUGGCAAUAUAAAUACCAGCUGCCAGAAAUUCCCUUGAAAUGAUGGACUGUACAGAGAAACGUUCUUAAAGAAUUAAUGUGGCAACAACAGGUAAUAUUUACUGAGCACUUAACUGGCUGAGCACUUCAGAUACGUUAUAUAAUUGAUCCCUUCACUGGAACCAUGUGAGGCUGCCCUUGCUAUCCCUGUUUAAUAGAUGGGGGAGCAGACUUGGAGAAGAUAAGUAAUUUACCCGAGUACUAGUCCUGGCAGCUUCGCUCCUGAAGAGCUUCACCUAGGUGUGCUGUAUUUGCACACAUGUGCGGUGAUCCCUGGUGUUGGUUACAGCUGAGAGCCCUUUGGCAUGGUUUUGCAUCUAUAUUCUGCAGGUUAAUGGGAGCCUCCAGGCAGGCAUCCCCUAUCCUUAAUUAAUUUAGAGACUGGAAGUUGAGUGGAAAAGCCUUCUUUUCAUGCAGCUGUGGCGGGCAGCUGCCUGAGCUCUGCGUGUUUAUCAGUGGCCACGCUCCAAGGACCACAGCCCCUGAGGAGCCUGCAGCAGGCUCUGCUUCAAGGUUCCCCAACAAAGCUGUCUGAAAACCUGAUGGCCAGUCUCUUUUGAUUGAGCAAGAAGCAGGAAGGUCAUAGUCACUUGCUUUCUUCUUCCCAGGUGGGAUUUGCAGCACCACCAGGUAAAAAGUCCUGAAAGAGCAAACUGAAAUCACAGACGCCAUAUUGAGAAUUGUAUUUCUGAGACUUAAAUUUUCUGGCACUUUUUUUUUCCCCCCUCCAUGGGUUUUCUUUUAGUAAUAAAGACCAUAGUUCUUAAAGAUAGUUUUUGAAAAAGGAAGACACCUUUUGUCAUCUCACCACCCUAAAAGAGGAAUUUUUCAUAUUCGCAAUUAGUUUUCAUAAGUAUUUGUAACCAUUUUGUACACUUUUAUAUUCUUUUCCUCUUCAUUGUAAUGUUUUUUUCUCCUUACCAGUAACUGUAAUACAUAUUGCUAUAUGAUAUUCCAUGUAGUUGAAUGUCCCAUAAUUUAUUUAAACCAUCUACUGGACACUUAAAUUUUUGCUCCAGUAGGUACAAUACCUGUGUCUUUCUUUCUCCUAUUAAAUUAUUUCUUUUGCAUAAACUCCUAGGAGAAGGGUUACAGAGUUAAGGUACAGACAUCUUUAUGGCUCUUGAUACAUCUUACCAUAAUGCCCUUCCAAAGGGUUGCACUGGUUGUCAGUGGUGUUCAAGUACCAAACCCAUUGCCAUUGAGUCGAUUCUGAUUCAUGGCGACCUUCUAGGACAGAGUCUUAUGGAAGCAGACUGCUGCAUCUUUCUUCCACGAGGGUGGCUGGUGGGCUCAAACCACUGACCUAUCAGUUAGCAGCUGAACGCCCAACCACGGUGUCACCAGGGCAAACUACACCCAAACUACACCUCCAAAGAGGCAUCUUGAGUUGAUCUCUUCUAAAGGACUUUAUCUCAGAGCAGUGUAGCUACCAUUUUAAAAACAAGCGUACUACAGUUUGUGCAUACCAAGAGCACCGUGUUCUUUCAGACAGGCAGACUUUAAAACAGUGCCCGAAUCUCGGGGACUCUGCCUUUGCACACCGGUUUUAGAACUCCCUCAUGGUUGUCCCCAAGGCGGGACCCAGCUGCUGACUCUUAGAGUUUAUAGCCGGUGGCACAUUCUUUGAAUACACUCUGUGACGGCAUAUUGAAUGUACUCAACUGUGGCACAUCUUUUCCCUUCGAGGGUGAAUUUAGUUUUUGUUAAUAAGUUGUUCUUCGGAGCCUUGUUUGGGGCAUAGAGUCAGUGGGUGGAGCUGGAUUAUCUUCUUUUUGGUCACUGGUAAAGUGAGGUAAUGGUGCUACUGUUCUUUUAGUUGGUGAUCUGAUUUAAGAAUGUCUUAGGAAAGAGUUCCAAAUAUUUUUAGUAAGCUGCCGGGACCGUGACAGGCAGAUAGGCUCCCAAAGCUUUGGGGAGUGUGUGUGCGAGUGAGAUUAAGUAUGUAUGUAGGUACGCGUAUUAGGUAUCUAUUGCUGUGUAACAAAUUGAGAACCCAGCUAAGUCAGGCCUUGACUCCAGACUCACCAACCAAAACCCACUGCCAUCGAGUCGAUUCUGACUCAUAGUGACCCUAUAGGACAGAGUACAACUGCCCGAUAGAGUUUCCAAGGAGCACCUGAUGGAUUCGAACUGCUGACCUCUAGGUUAGUAGCAGUAGCAUUUAACCACUAUGCCACCAGGGUUUCCUCCAGACUCAGAAACUGAGAUAAUAAGUGUGUAUUGUUUUGAUAAUUAUGCAGCAGUAGAUAAUUAACACAGUAUGCACAUUUUACCUGUUCCUAUUACUCCGUGGUCGGACUUUGAUGCCAAGCGGGAGUCCCUGAAAUUGCUACUCCACUUCUUUACUAGGUUUUUAUGACGUUUCUUCUAGUUGACUCAAGAUUUAGUAGGAAUUGCUUUAUAUAGUACCUGUGGUUGUUAAGAUUAUGUGUCAGCUUGGCGAGGCCAUGAUUCUCAGUGGUUUGGCAGGUAUUGUGUAAUCAUCCUCCAUUUUGUGAUCUGCUGUGAGCAGCCGGUCAGUUGAAAGAAGAGUUUCCUUGGGGGUAUUGCCUGCAUCCAAUGUAUAUGGAUGUUCUGGCAAAGCUUGCUUGCUCUCAGUCGUGCAUCUGACUCUUCUUCCUCUGACUUCAGUUCUUGGGAUGUGAGCCAGCAGUCUGCCAUCUGAUCUGCAGACUUUGGGUUCAUCAGCCCCUGCAACCAUGUGAGUCAGGGGAAGCCUCCAGCCUGAUACCUGACCUGUGGAUUUGGGACUUGCCAGCCUCCACAACUGUGUGUGCUGGUUCAUUGAAAUAAAACUCAGGUUCAUGUAAAAAAAAGACUUAAUGGUCUGACUGAGAGUGGAAGAACCCCUGAAGUCAUGGCCCCCAGACGCUUUGUUAACCUGGAAUCAAAACCAUUCCUGAAGCCCACUCUUUAGGCAAAGAUUAGACUGGGCUAUAAAACAUAAAAUAAUGUUCAUGAAGAAUGUGCUUCUAGUUCACGCAGAUACGUGGGACCAAAUGGGCAACUCCUGUCCAGAGGCAGGAUGAGAAGGCAGGAACUGGUGACUACCUUUUACCUAAAGCACAAUAAAAAAAGAAAAAAAAUGUAAUCAAUAUAAAAAUUUACUAGUGAGAUAUUUUAUUUUUUGCCUAAGUCUUCAAUCUCAAGUAUGUAUUUUGGACUUAGGGCAGUCACGGCUGGACGUGGCACAUUUUGAGUGCUCAGUAGCCAUGUGUGGCAGAUGGCCGCCGUGUUAGCCAGGGCAACCCUACACUGCUUCUUGUUACAUCCUUCAUCCCCAGCUGGCUGGCUGGGCCCUAUUUUAAAAAACACUCCUCUCUGCUGUAAAACAGCUGGUGAGUUCUUAUUUCACAAGCUCUCCUUCUUUACCCUCUCUCUGACUUGCCAACUCCUCCUGUUCCUGGUUGUCAGGAAGCAAAUGGAGAAAAAAUAUAGUAACAUUUCUUGGGAAACGAAGUGUUUAAAUGCAGCCCACAGAUUGUGUAUCUGCUUAUAAUGACUUAAAGAAAAAUAACUGAAGAGUAGCAGGCAGGCAGCCAUAGCCACCAGUUUUCUAAGGAAAGGGGCUGUGUAGAUGCGGUCCCUUGCCCAGAUCUGCCUGAGAAGCCUCAUAGGUUUAGGUGGCUCUGGUCCCCGCCUCUCCUUUACUCAAGAGUCAAGGCUGCACAAGGAGUCUGUGGACAGGAACACGUGCAUCUAGGCAUUGUAAAUAAAAUUGGCGCAGGAGGGGAACCAUUCAGAGAAAAACGAGAAUUUUUGUUUCUCAAGUAGUCUCUGAUUUCGUCCGUCCUUGUAUGAUGUUUCUGCAUUUUUAACUUUUACUUUCUUAAUUUUUAUUCUCAUUUUUGAUUCAGAAUUUUGGAGCCGGAACUGCUGGAUUCAACUCUUGGCUCUACCACUCACUGGGCCUUGGCCCAGUUACUUUACCUUUUGGGGCCUCAGCUACCUUCGCCUGAAAAUGCAUUGUUAGGAAGAUUAGAAUGAGUUUACUGUUCAAUGAGUUAAAACAUGUAGAACGGUGCCUGGCAUGUGACAUUAUGUAAGUGUAUUUGUACUUGCUUAAUUUCAAGAUAUAAAGCAGUAGUAAAUAAAGAAAAGGUAUAUUACAAAAAUAAAAGGGAAUGGUAAAGAGAAUGUCCAGGGAGUUGUGUCAGGGUGGGUGGUUGCUAAAUUUCAAGCGUAUAGAAUUUUUAUAAAAUUAGUAUUUUGGACAUGGUUUAUACAAAAAAACUCUUUAAUCUUUAAGGGCAGGAUGAAGAUGUCUGUUGCAUCAUGACCUCCAGCUGGAGACAGACUUAGUGACACUAUCAGAUGUUAAAAUGUUUUUAAAGGGUGGUGUUUGCAUCUGGCUUCUGUCUUCCUUCUGAGAGGUAGAUAGACAACAGUGAUAAAGGCACACUGUGUUCUACAACAAAGAAACCCUGAAACUUAGCUGUAGGGUGGAUGUAUGUGUGUUUAUAUAUAUAAACGAUCACAUUGAACGUUUCUUUAGGAAUAAGGGAAACCCUGGGGGCGGCGUAGUGGUUAAGUGCUACUGCUGCUAACCAAAAGGUCAAAAUCCACCAGGCGCUCCUUAGAAACUGGGGGGCAGUUCUACUCUGCCCUGUAGGGUCGCCAUGAGUCGGAAUCGACUUGAAGGCAGUGGGUUUGGUUUUUUGUUUAGGAAUAAGAGGAUAUAGGAUAUAUAUUACCUUUAGAGUAUGUAGAUCUGUGUGACGUAGAAGCAGACUACUCACCUGCAGAAUAAUCAGUUCAUGGUUUAGAGUUUGAAGUAUCGAAUUAAUUCAUAUGUUAAAUUAUAGAAGGCUAUAUUGCCUAUGAUAUGGGUAUUGAUAUUUAGUAAUCUUGGUUUUUUUUCUUAUUUUAAAUCAGAGAUCUUGAGCAGGUCAAGAAAAAAAUUGUUUUUAAAAAAAGUAACUUUAGCCUUUUUUAUACUUCAGAUAUUCAAGAAAAAAUUUGGGGGAAAUAAACUAUUGCAUUAAAUAGUUUCGUGCUUUAGAUUGUUUAUAAUUUCAGCAUUGAAAACUAUUAAUACAACUUUGUCUCUAUCCUCAUUCACAUAUUUUAUUCUCAGUUUCUAGUAAGAAAUGGAAGAACUAAUUUCUAUCUGGACAAAUACUUCAAGAGUAGGUUCUCAUUGUUUCUCAACAUGUGUCUUAGGUAGAAACUAAUGUUCUUUAUGACAAAAGGACUGUUUUUUUUUUUAAGCUUAUGUUUCUCAAAUAGAGACUAUUAAGACUUCCUUUGAGUCCGUAAACCUCUCCACGAAGAGCAUGCGCCUUGGUUUAACACAGUUUGCAGCAAUAUCUAACCUUUAUUUUCUUCUGUCUGAAGCAAAAACCCUUCCGGUCUCGAAUCCUUUCUUUUGUCAGGCCUACCCAUCAUUCAAAUCUAUUUUUUUCCUACAGCUGCUCCCAGAAGCUUUCUCAGGCUGACUUCCUCCCUCCCAGGGUAGUUUGAGGACCUAAUUUUCCAUUCCCUCCUUACCACCCUUCAAAAAUUAGGCAUUGUAGAAGGCUGCAAGAACUCUUCAGCUGUGACGUCUUUGAGAGCUGUUAGCUUUUGAACGGCCCUGUAGCGUUUGAGCUGCCCACCGGUCUGCAGAGCUGCUGGUAGCUGAAAGGGUAGGCAGUUCUGAAAGCUGUGACUUAUUUGAGGUAGAUAAAUCUCAACGAUGAGGAGCAGGGACUGUUUGAAGGAAACUGAGAGUGCUGGUUUAGCAGUUUCUUACUGGUAUCUUCCUAACAGCCUCUCCGAGCCUCUUGGGAGUGCUUGAACUCUUUGGCCCUCCGUUUGAGAACCACGGAUUUAGACUGUUGAUUUUAACGUUCUCAAGUCCCAGCUCAAACACUUGAGUUGCUUUUUUUUUUUUUUUACUUAGUCCCAAAUGAGAACCUUCUGGCCCCUUGGAAUUAAUAAAACUAAAUAUCCUAUUCAUCUGCCGGUGCUCAGUUACGAAAAGUCCUAGAAAAAGUAAAAUAUUCCUUUCUUCCCAGUUAUAAUGCAGGCGUCAUCCGUAUUUUUCCUUUAGCCUGCCCUCUUCUCUUCUGUGUACCCCCUCUUGUAGAUGGCUGGUCCAGUCUCAUGGAUUCAGUGAUCACGUCUCUAAAAGUGAUUUGAUCUCGGGUCGGAGCCUCUACCUUGCAGUCAGUCUCCUAUUUUUACACACAGGAAUUUGAAUGUCUUCUCUUGGGAAUUUAGUACUUAUGUAGGAUGGGGAAGAAAACAGCAACCAAAGGUCGUUGCUGCUGAUUUCAAGGAGCUUGAAGGUAUUCCCAGGCAUGCUCCUUAGAAGUGAGAAUAGUGAGACCUUGGCUCCCUUACUUUGGACAUGUCAUCAGGAAAGACCAAUCGCUAGAAAAGGACAUUGUGUUUGGUAAAGUAGAGAGUCAGCGAAAACGAGGGAAACCCUCCAUGAGAUGGGUCGCCACAGUAGCCGCAACAAUGGACUCAAACAUACCAGUGAUCAUGGAGAUGGCACGGGAUAGGGCAAUAUUUUGUGCUGUUAUACCUAAGGCCCCGUUAGUGAGAGCUGACUCGAUGGCAGCUCACAACAAAUAGGGCUUUUUUUUUUUGCCAUCCUGUUUUUCUUAAACCCUUCUUCCUGAAACUGGCUUCUCUCUCUGCCAUUUUCACAGUUAGUAAAGCUUAAGGAUUAUCUUGGUGCCAGGAUUCAUCUGACCUGCUGGCCGUCCUUCCUCUUGCUGCGUCUUGGUCUCUAGGUCCUCCUGCGUCUGUUUUCUCAGCAGCCCCUUCCUGUCCAUUUUCUCUGCUGGCUGCCUGAUCCCCCUACCAUCCUCACGUAGGUGCCUUCCUGCCUGUCUGUGGGCCUCUUCUUUCUCCCAGGUGCUGCCAAAGCACUUUUUUCUUAAACCAGUUAUUAUCCUAUCGUUUUCCUCCCCGAAAAAUACAGUAGUUUGUUUUCCUACAACACUGAGUGUUCCUUUUCCCCUCGUCCCUCGGUCUUACAGUCCUGUCCGCCCCAGACAGACCUGUCUUCUUGCUGUCCAUCGCACGUGCCUUUGCUCAUGCUGUCAUCUUCUCUGGAAUGCCUCCCGCUGUGCCCGUACGCUCCACUCAUUACUGUGUCUGCACUGUGUCGGGAGCCUCCUGGGCAGGUAGUUACAGGUCAGUGGGAACGCUCCUGUGGUGUCUGUGAUCUGUCCUGCUUCGCGUUUAGAUCUCUCCUCCCUCCCCUUAAGUACUGUUAUUGCUGUUAGUUGCCAUAGAAAAAAAGAGUCACCUCCAAUUCAUGGUGACCCCAUGACAAUGGAAUAAAACACUACCCAGUCCUGUGACACCUUCAUGAUCGUCGGUAUGCUAGAGUCCAUUGUUGCAGCCAUUGGGUUUUUUGAGUGUCUUCCAACCUAGGGGGCUUGUGUUUCGGCAGUAGACUGGCCAGUAUUCUGUUGUGAUCCAUCGGGUUUUCAUUGGCUGAUUUUUGGCCAGGCCUUUCUUCCUAGUCUGUCUUAGUCUGGAGGCUCUGUUGAAACCUGUCCGCCGUGGGUGACCCUGCUGGUAUUUGAAAUACUGGUGGCGUGGCUUCCAGUAUCACAGCAACACACAAGCCACCACAGCACCACAGACUGACAGAUGGUUGGUGGCAGAGUUCUAUCAUGGCAACGAAUAUCGCAGCAUCUCUUUGGCACAUAAGAGUUUACUACUUAAAUGUUAGUUUUUUUAGCAUGUGAAUACAUGUUUUUUGAAAGAGCUGAAACUUUAUUCGCUCAUUAAACUAGUGUUUGAUUGCGUGCUGUGUGCCAAACCCGGUUUUGGCAAUACCGCACUGGGAAAAGUAGAUAUAAAUCUUUUCUCUCCUGAGGUUGUGUUCUGAUGGGCUUCUUGGAGAAUGGUCAGUGGUUAUGGACUUACGGACUUGUGUUUUGUUUUUUUUUUUUCCUUUUAUGUAGUUGCUUGAGUAGUUCCAUAAUCAUUUAUUAACUGAAUUUUUUUUUUUAAAGCGUGAGCUUCAAUUUGGAUCAUAAACAUGCUACCAGACACCAAAUGAAGUGUUUAUCUAGAUAUCCUAACGCCAAAGAUUUAGUUCUCUAACUGCCUUUGUGGAGGAGGUUUUAGGUUCCUAAAUUCCACUCAGUAGCUUAAGACCUCUGCCCUGUGUGAUGAUGGUGUGACAGAUACUCAGUAUUUUUUGUUUUAGCAAAAAUAAAAUUGACAUAUUGGUCAAAUCUGGUGGCAUUCUGUGAAGGCUUGUGGGGCACCUCUUGUGCCCUGGUGUUCUCAAUCCCUGGAGUGGUGUGUCUGGAUCCCUGUGCCAAAUUCCCCAGGAAGUUCUCUCGUCUCUGUCAGGCCAGGUGUCCACUGCUGGUCUGGUCAGCUGUGGCCAGGGGUGGUCACACAAUUACAGACAUGACUGCUGGACUCCCCCACCCCCGAGGUGGGGCAGGACUUGGACAAAUCACGUGAGGCCUGGGCAUAACAAAAAUACAGCUCAGUAAGCAGAUUCUUUUUUUUAUUUUAUUUUAUUGCAGUAAAUAUAUAUGUAACAAAACAUUUGACAUUUCCGCAGUCUUCACGUGUACAGAUCAGUGACAUUAAUUAUGUUGAUCACGUUGUUCAACCAUCACCAUUAUCCGUACCCAGAUUGAAACCAUCAUCCUUAGGAGAAGCUCAGUGCCCUCUAAGCAUUGAGUCCUCCUUUCAGGCAGAGUCAUUUCAAAUUCACGUUUAUUUACCAACUAAUGCAAGGCAUCUAAGGAGCCCUGCUGGUGUAGUAGUUAAGGCUCUCAGCUGCUAACCUUAAGGUUGGUGGCUCAAAUCCACCAGCCACUUCAUGGGAGGAAGGUGUGGCAGCCUACUUGCAUAAAGAUUACGGCCUUGGAAACCCUAUGGGGCAGUUCUACUCUGUCCUAUAGGGUCACUAUAAGUUGCAAUCGACUCUAUGGCAGUGAGUUUGGUUUUGAUUUUUAGCAACUUUUGGAGCCUGGUAGUGCAAUGGUUAAGAGCUUAGCUGCUAACCAGAAGGUCAGCAGUUCGAAUCCACGAGCAGCUCUUUGGAAAUCCUUUGGGGCAGUUCUACUCUGUCCUGUAGGGUUGCCAUGUGUCAGAGCUUAGUCGAUGGCAAUGGGUUUGGUUUGGUUAAUGAGGCAUCUAAGGAGCCCUGGUAGCACAGUGGUUAAGCACUCAGCUGCUAACUGGAAUGGUCGACGGUUCAAACCCACCAGCUGCUCUGUGGAAGAAAAAAGGAAGUCUGCUUCCAUAAAGAUUUACAGUCUUGGAAACCCUAUGGAGCAGUUAUACUCUGUCCUGUAGGGUCAUUAUGGGUUGGAAUUGACUCAGUGGAAGUAGGUUUACAUGGGCAUCUGUGGAACUCUGGCUUAGAAACACAUAAUAUUUUUAAAGCGUUUUAAAAUAAUUGAAAAACCUUUAAAGAAACCUUUUUUUUUUUUAGUUGUAUGUUUAUCUAAAGAAAUACAUGAUAUAUAAUUGAAAAAAUGCUUUCUAAAAUCUUUGCCAGGUGGAUUCAUUUAGAGAUUAAGUAAUGUCACACUGACUGAAUGCCUUAUGACCUGGUUUUGGCUUAACUUUAUUUUGUAAACAAUAAUAAUAAGUGACAUUCAGUGAGAGGUGAUGACUGACUAUUGGCCACUCCUGUGCUAAGUAAUUUGUACUGUGCGUGUGUGGUAUAUGGGUUCACAGUCAAUGACAAUUUGCCUAUUGAUUUUUAAUUUUUUAUAACAAAUUUCAAACAUGGCAGAGUUAGAGGACUGGAACUGCUGUGCGCUAACCCUUGGCUGCAGUAGACAUUAGCUCUUGGCCAGUCUUGUUCCAGCUUUACUCCCCUCCCCCCCUCCGCCAGAGCCCUCCCUUCCUCAUACUCUCCACUGGAUUAUUUUAAAGCAAAUUCCAGGUAUAUAUCAAUUCCUCGAUGUUAUGUUUAAUCAGAAUGUUAUGUUUUUAAAUUUAACUUCAAAUUGGUUUUGCUUGAACUUCCUUGUUUCCUCUGCGUUGCUUAUUUUUCUCAGUUGUCCCUAUAUACUCAUUGCUGUCCAGUCGAUUCCAACUCACAGCAACCCUAUAGGACAGAGUAGAACUGCCCCAUAGGGUUUCCAAGGAGCGGCUGGUGGAUUUGAACUGCUGACCUUUUGGUUAGCAGCCGAGCUCUUUAACUACGACUCCACCAGGUCUCCUGCCACUAUAUGGCACCUUGAUAUCUUGUCUCCUUCAGGUCUUAGACCCCAUUAUUUGUGAUUUAUCACUUACCUUAAAUAGCUUGUUCUGUAGACUAAAAGAGGUGUCUGUGUCAGGCUGCCUGUCCAAUAGACAGUAAUCAGCUAAUUAAAACCAUUUGAAAAUUAGCUUUCUUUUUUCCCCUUCUUGACCUCAGCUUCGUUCCUGUAACUAAAACCCCACACCUCCCAGUGCGUAAGCUUCAAGAGCUACAUUGAUUCAGGUGGGUUUUUUAAAAUGUGAAUUUCUUUUCUUUGCACGCUAAUCAGCCUCAUAAUUUCCUCAUCUGUAAGUGAGAGGGUUGGAAUAGCUUGUUGCCAAAGUUCCUUUUUUGGUUUUGUGGUUACAAAAAAAAAAAAGUAUAAGGCGUCAUUGGUGACCAUCAGUUACUUAAAAAAAAAAAAAAGCUGUUGCUGUUGAGUUGAUUCCAACUCAUAAAGACCCCAUAGGACAGAGAACUGGCCCGUAGGGUUUCCAAGGAGAGGCUGGGUGGGUUCGAACUGCCGACAUUUUGGUUAGCAAAUGAGCUGUUAACCACUGUGCCACCAGGGCUCCUAUCAGUUACAUACAGGGGAGUUAAUGACUUCCAUCUGGGAAAUAAUUAAAAAAAUACACUCAUUGUAUUUUAGCAUCUCACUGCUUAUAUCCUUUACUGAAGACUACCUUUGGGGAGAAGUGAAUGUGGAGGAGGUCACGUGUGGCCUUUGGACCAUCCCAGGGGAUCUGGAAGGUCUACCCUGCUGUUAGACUUUGUCCACAAACUCCUACUUCAUGUGUGCGACCACAGUGUCCCAGUCAGGAGUGGGAGCGCCCUCCAACUUUUUGUUAUGGUAGCAACCAUACAUUUUGUUUUUUCUGUAACACACUGAAUUUUGUUUCUUUUGCCCCUUAUUUCCUUUCAUAAAAAGCCAAAAACAAAACAAACAAACAAAAAAACCCAUUGCCAUUGAGCUGAUUCUGACUUAUAGCAACCCUAUAGGACACAGUAGAACUGCCUCAUAGGAUUUCCAAGGAGUGGCUGGAGGAUUUGAACUGCUGACCUUUUGGUUAGCAGCCAGGCUCUUAGGACUCUGCCCCGAGGACUCCUUCCUUCCAUAAGCACGCCAAAUACCUUGAAAUUUCAGCAUCUCCUGGAGUAGCCAAGGGAAGUUUGGGGUGGUUCAGUAAAACCUGUCGCUGUGUGGUAUGAUACAUGGGCAGGCUUAUUUGAUGUGGUGGUGGCUGCCCUGCAAGGUUUGCAGCCACCAGCUGUGGAUUGAGAGGCGGUCAUCAGCUCCUCCCUGUUGCCUCCCAGUAAAAAAAAACCCAGUACCGUCGAGUCGAUUCGGACUCAUAGCGACCCUUGCCUACACAACCGAAUUCCUUGCAGGUAGCCUGCACGCCCACUGAGGGCCACCGCUGUCUGAGUGUCCUGUAUUGUUCCCUGCCGCAGCACCUUGUCUGUACCUUUAUGACAUUUUUAACGUGACCUGGGUCUUAAUUAGCUAGUGCUGCUGUAUGGGUGGCUCUCACAAACAGAAAUUUAUUCUCUCACAGUUUAGGAGGCUAGAAGUCCGAGUUUUUUUAAAUGGUGAAUUUCUUUUCUUUGUGCACUAAUCAGGCACGUAAUUCUCUCAUCUCUGUCAAGGUUGAAACAGCUUGUUGUCCAAGUUCCUUUUUGAUUUUGUGGUUUCAAAAAAAAAGUAUAAGGCAUAAUUGUUGACCAUCAGUUACUUAGGGAGUUAAUGAUGCUGGCUCUAGGGGAAGGCCUUCUCUCUCUGUCGGCUCUGGAGGAAGGUCCUUGUUUUCUUCUGAGCUUCUGUUCUGGGGCCAUCUUCACGUGACUUGGCAUCUCUCUUCCCCCAGCUCUGCCUCCUGGCUUGCUUGUGUAAUCUCUGCUAUAUAUCUCAAAAGAGAUUGAUUUAAGACACACCCUACACUUAUACUGUCUUGUUACCAUAACAAAGAAAGCCUCUUUCCAAACAGGAUUAUAACCACAGGUAUUUUUUUGUUGUUAGGUGGAUGUGGAGUCUCACGGUGUUCCUUUACACAACAGAACGAAACACUCCCUGGUCCUAUGCUAUUCUCACAGUUGUUGCUAUGUUUGAGCCCAUCAUUGCAUCCUCUGUGUCAUUCCCUCUCCUUGAGGGUCUUCCUCUUGGGGGUAAGAUUUACAACACAUAUUUUGGGGGAGACACAAUUCAAUCCAUAACAGCCCAAAAAGGAACUUGUGGAUUUUUCUAGGCUUAGCCAGUGGACAGUUGAUGCCAGGCUAGGUAGAUACUUUUCGUCCUCUAUCUUGCCCAGCUAGUUCUAGCUCAAUCUUCCAAGAAGGGGUGAUGUCAGCUGUACCCAGGCUCCAGGGGUUCUUUAGCAAUCGGACCACAGGUGACUAUUUGGGGAGUGACACAACCCUCUGGUAUCUUUUUGUUUUGACCUAACUAAGGAGUCAUGAGUGCUGACCUCAUUUUUCAGAUGACCUCUGCUUUAUUCUAGCCUCAGAGUUCUCCCGGCCCCCCUCAGGCACCUCUCUGUUAGGGAAAUAGAAGCCUCUCUAGGUAUUUCAACCAGAUAGUAUCUAAUACAGGGAGUGAUUACAAAAGUGUUUGAGGGGCUGGAGGAACAAAAGGGGAAGGCAGUGUUAGCCAAAGAGAAAAAUCUGAAGAAAGCUGCCGCCAUCCCUAGGUCUGGAGGAGCAAGACAAGGAAAUGGGAGUUGUGCAAAGGCCAUGAGCAGGUGCUGUCACUGAGCAGGAAUCCUGGAGCCAACAGACACGUUGACGCUGCUCGGCUUGUUAGGCAUGCAGCUGGAGCCCCUGGUCACUUUCUCCUGCAGCAGUUGCUGCUGCUAUUGCGGGAGGCUGCUGCCACCACUGCCAUAAGCUGGAUGGGAGGUGGCCCAAGGCUUCUCCUCAUUCUGCGUUUGAGCGUUGUACCCGGGACUUUGUUUGGCAGAAACAAACCAGAAUCCAGCUGGCAAGGGAGUCUGGGAAAUACAGCUUUCAGGUUCCUAGCCCCUGUGGUACAGAGGAGAGCAUGAAUAGAUAGCAGUGGUCCUGAGCACCAGUAGACCAUGUCUGGCCCACAAACUCCCUAAUGCGUUGGAGAGAAUUAAAGGGACCAGUACAUGUCAGCUACUUGACACAGUGUCUGACCACCUGGCCCAGCAUGAGUGAAUGAAUAGUAAGUGGUAGCUGCUGUUCAUAUUUUCUGGAUGGAUCAAUAAAAAUGGACUAUAGAUUGUUUGCUAUCAUACAGAUUAUACUCAAUUGCUAAGGACUAGAAAAUAGAAAAGUUUAACACAACCUACUUUGGCUAAUGGAAGUGAAUAUAAAUUCAUCAAUUGUAGCUGUACUCUACGUAAUAGUUAACGGACACUGAUAUGUUCAUUCAACAUCAAGGUAAUAUCGUGUUAAUGACUCAGCGAAGGAGCGGUGGUUCUCUAUGAUGUGUGAUGUUGUAGAUGGGAGAGCUGAAUCAUCCUUUGAAACGCUGGUACUGACUGUUCACUGCUGUCAAGCGGGAAGCAAGUACCUGCAUUUUGAAAAUGCUAAGCUCUUAUUCACAGUUCUUUUAAAAGUCUGCCUUGAAGAGAAGAUGGCAUUGAAGUGAUGGCUAAUGAGAUUAAAGCAGCAGAAAAUUGGCUUCAUUUGUCCAUUCAGCUUCUCUCCUCCUAAUAAUGGAAAGUUCUCUUGGUUUGGCUCUUUCGGCCUCGUGCGCUUCUCUUGGCAUGCCUGUUUGCGUCUUUUCUCCAGCCGUGUCAGGAGGAGCUGCCGUGGUGGCAGGUAGCAGAAACCCUCUUGAGCUAGCUGAAGUAAGAGAGGAAUUUGUCACAAGAAUAAGGUGUCUUAUGAGAGAAUAUCGGCAGGCCUCUGGGACUGCCUGGAUCCAGGGCUUGAACAGGGAUGUAGGGACCCUAGAAAGCCCCCGUGUCUCUCAACUCUUCCUCCCUCAGCACUUGCAGACUGGCUGCCCCCCUUUCCCAGCCCAUAUGGUAGACAGUGUCUGCCAACCAACAGUUUAGGGGUAUGUUUCCCAUGGAGGUCGAGAUCUUCAGUCUCAAUUCUGUAUUCCUCAGGGAGUGUCGUCUUUAUAUCCUGUGUGGUCAGAUGACCACUCUGAGUUAAUCAGCUGAUCACCCACCUUCCCCGAGGAGAUGGUGUCUUGUAAGAACAUGCCUGUCCUCAUUAUAACCAUGCAGAUGGGGAAGGAGAAAAAGACAGCUGAUAUUAGAGAUGGGGAAACGAUAGAACCUGGGCACCCACCUGUUAUGAUUUACUAGAGCAGACUUUCAUAAAGUAAUGUAGGUGAUAUGGAUUGAAUUGUAUCCCCCAAAAUGUGUUGGAAUCCUAACCCUUGUACCUGUGGAUGUAACCCCAUUUGGGAACAGAGUUUUCUUGGUUGUGUUGAUAAGGCCUUAUUAGUGUAGAGUAUGUCUUAAACCUAAUAUUUAUGAAAUACAGAAGAGCGGAUUAGUCACAGAAGGAAGCAACCAUGAAUGGGGUAGUGAUAGAUGCAAUGUGGACAUCUUUAAGGAACCCCGAGAAGAAUACUAGAGAAGCUGAGACAAGGAUUUUACCACUGAACAGACAGCCUUCCCCUAAGAGCUAGUGCCCUGAAUUCAGACUUCUUGCCCCCUGAACUGUGAGAAAAUACAUUUUUGUUCUUCAGAGCCACCCACUCGUGGAAGGAAAAACACUAAACAGACAAUAGAUAAGUGGUAACUUUGGUGAAGGGUAAGGCAGUAUACAAUACUGGCGAAGCCAGCACGACUUGUCCAAGGUAAGUCCCAUGGACACAUCCAGACUCCCUGAGUGACCAAAUUACUGGGCUGAGGGAUGUGGGAACCAUGGUCUUGGGGAAUAUCUAGCUCAAUUGGCAUAACAUAGUUUUAUGAGGAAAAUGUUCUACAUUCUACUUUGGUGAGUAGUGUCUGGGGUUUCAAAAGCUUAUGAAUGGCCACCUAAGAUACUCCACUGGUCUCACCCCAUCUGGAGCAAGGGAGAAUAAUGAAACCAGAGACAAAAGGGAAAGAUUACUCUAAAUGACUGAUGGAUCGCAAGUGCUAUAAUCUCCACCAGACUGAGUCCAGCACAACUGGAUGGUGCCCGGCUACCACCACCAAGUACUCUGACAGGGAUUGCAGUAGAGGGUCCCAGACAGAGCUGGAGAAAUAUGUAGAACAAAAUUCUAAGUCACACACACACACACACACACACACACAGACCAGACUUACUGGUCUGACUGGAGAAACCCAGAGAGUAUGGCCCCCAGACACCCUUUGAGCUCAGUAAGGAAGUCAGUCCUGAGGUUUACCCUUCAGCCAAAGAUUAGACAGGCCCAUAAAACAAAACAAGACUAAAUGAAUACACCAGCCCAGGGGCAGGGACGAGAAGGCAGGAGGCAACAGGAAAGCUGGUAAUAGGGAGUCCAAGGCAGAGAAGGACAGAGUGUUGACAUGUUGUGGGGUUGGCAGCGAAUGUCACAAACAAUAUGUGUACAAAUUUCUGUAAUGAGAAGCUAGUUCUGUAAACCUUCAUCUAAAGUACAAUUAAAAAAAGAAAAGAAAAAAAAAAGUAAAUUUAGGAAAAAAGGGAAAAGGCAAAUUGUUUUUAAACAAAUAGAAAAAAUUAAUAAGGGAAAUACAAAAUUAAAGUUACACUGAAAUACUAUUUUAUAGUCUUAUCAUAUUGGCAAAAAUCAAACAUUUGACAACAUAUUUUGUUGGCAAGUUUGUAGGGAAAAGGUACUCUCGUACGUUGCUGAUGGGGAAAUAUAAAAUAGUAGAACUCCUAUGAAGGGGAAUUUGCCAACAUUUAGCCAGAAAACGCUGUCACUUACGUUUUGAUCCAGCAAUUCCACUUUUAGGAAUCCAUCCCACAGAUAAAGAGCAAAAUUAUAAUUAUAAUUAGACAUAUGCACUAGGCUAUUGAUUAUAGUACCAUCUGUAAUGUGAAAGAGUAUUCUAAAACUGAGGUGCUUAACAUAACUAAAACGGCUAACACAGUCUGAAUUGGACUCCAUUUUGUCCUAGGCCCCAGCUUUUUAGAGUAUGUGACCCAUGACUACACUUUUGACCCAGAUAACUUGUUUUGCAACAUUUUGAGGUGGCGCACCCAAAAUGCUGCGGGAAAUGGAAGGAACUAGCUCUGGAAUGCAGGAAACUGUGGCUAAGGUUGAGUUACCCAGCAAAUAGAAAUUCUUGAUAAAUGAGUCUUAGAGAUCAUGUUGAAUGUCAGCCAAUCAAGUGUACCCCUGUAACUCUUUUCCCACCCUGUACAACGUUGUGAUAAAAGACGCGUUCAUGCCUCUCCUUCAGGAUGCCAUUUUGAACUUUCAUUUUUGUGCUUCCCAAUUUGCAAAUCUUUGAAUAAAAGUCUUAUUCUACAGGAAAAAAAAAAAAAAAAGCCCACCCAUUUGCGAUAUUUCUGUUACAGCAGCAUUAAGAGACUAAGACAGAAGGCAUGCUGGAGACACGCCAGCUUACAAUGUAUCAUUAACUGGAGUUCCUAUUUUCUGUGCAUUUGUGCCUGGACUGAAGGAGAUAAUACCUUUGUAAAUGCAGUGGCUUUGUGUAUAAACUGGAAUAAUGGUUGUUUAAAAAAAGAGCUUUAGUAAUAUUCUUGAAGAAUAUAUCCUUUUAAACUCAGCCACUCAAACUUUUGUGAAUAUUGAAACAUAUAAUUGAGAGUAAUUUUAUUAAAUUGAUUAUUAUAAUGCGUUUAGUGGAAUCACUCGUGAAGAAAACGUAAGAGACAAAAACUCAGGGCUUUUAAUCUUUUAUAUUAAUUUAAUUAAAGAGAACACUUUAAGUUGAUGACCAUUUAAUUGUUAUAUAGACCUGGUAGUGCAAGGGGUUUGCCAUCAGCUGCUAACCUAAAGGUUGGGGAUUUGAACCCAUGCAGCCACUCCAGUGCCUGUCGAACUGCUUCCUUAAAAAUUCCAAGAAAACCUUAUGGAGCAGUUCUACUCUGUAACAUAUGGGGUCACCAUUAGUCAGAAUCAACUUGAUGAGAACUGGUUUGGUUUUUUGUUUUACAGAAUAUGACAGCGUUGCCGUUUACCCCUUAUAAAGUGAUAAACUACACCAUUAUAGCUAACUUGGUUUCCUAGAGCAGAAUGUAGCCAGCGGGAAUAGAGACUCUUUCGAAGACUACACCUGUUGUAUAACUCGCCUUUGUGGUGGACACAUGAAAGAGCGAGCUUGUUUCCCCACCCAUUGAAUGUGACACAGGUAGAGGAAGGCACAUACGUAAUGGUAAUUUUAGUUUGUUUAUAACGCAGCUUUUGAACUGGUCCGCUUUGCUAGUCCGUAGUUUAAAACACAAUGAGUAGCAGAAAACUUGUUUUGUGGGAUUCGUAUGUUCUGUAUCAUAGGAUUGAUUUUCUUAGUUCUGUGAAGGGGGGACUGACAUGAGAAAAACAGCAUGAGGAAUAUCCCAGCCUACGUGAGCUUCUGUGUGGUCAGACUCCCUUUGCCCUCUUUUAGGGAACGUGAUACACACGUCCACGUACCUUACCACUGAAUGAAUUAUUUGGAUGUUAUGUGUUGUUACCCCUUCAUUAUUUAAUCCAUUUCUACUCUUCAUAAACCACCCCAUCUCCCAUUUAGUUGGUUUUCCCUUUCUCCUUUUUAUACGUGAUUAUUUUAACUAAGCAUAUUUUGGAUGUACUAGGCGAAGUGCUAAGAAAUAAGGCACAUGUGCUUAAUAAAUUUCUGAUUGCAAGAUUAAUCAAAUAAUAAAUAUUUAUUGUAGAGCAUUUAGGAGGUUUUUAUAGUAAAAUUUUCAGUGUUAGAGCCUUAGCUGUACAUCAGCCAGAUUAAGCUGGGUUCUAGUGUCAUGAAUAUUUAGAUGUCUGUAACCAUAUGUAUUUCCAUGAUAUGGUUUUCAUAUAUGUAAAUUUAUUUAAAGGAUACAUGUGUGUACUCGAACACACACCCAUUCUUACUUCUAUUUUGGUAUCUGGGUUAAAAUUCUAGUGUUUAUCCUCAAAUCCUGCUGCUUCCUCAUGCCCUGCACCAUGUCCAAAUGGGUGUGGAAUAAGGUAACCAUAUUAUUACCUACAUGGGACACCUUGGAGAGAGAAAGGGGGUGCUGUUGAUAUUUUUGUAGAGAGAGGAGUCAUAAGCCAGGGCAGAUGGUCACUCAGCCUCAGAUGACUGACCUUUUCUCAUUGCCCUUUCUCAUGUACCCAUGGUCUUUGUGUCUUCUUCCAGACUUUUCUCCCUCCCCUCUACCUCUUUGUUACUGCGGUCGGUAUUUCUAAUAUAUAGAUCUGAUUGUUUAUGUCUCUGCUUCUAAACCUUUACUCCCCCGUUUCCUGCAGGAAAAAAACCCAGAAUCCUAAGUGUUAUUAAAAGACCCUAAAAAUUUGCCUCAUCUUCCACCGUUUGGCACUUCUAAACUUCAUUAUAAGUAUGAUCACACUGCUCAUUUCCAACGUGACCAUGUGUUUUCACACCUUCAUGCCUUUGCAUGCGCUGUUCUGAUGGCUGGACUGCCCACCCCCCACUGCAACCACUCUUAAUCUCCUUCCUGUGUUCCGGACUUGACUAAACUGGUACCUCUCCUUGGAAGCCUUCCUGGAUUCCCCUGGCUAGAACUAGUUACUCCUUCCUUGGUCUUGUCCUUGUUCAUGUACCAGAAACCAAACCAAAACCCUUUGCCAUCAAGUCGAUUCUGAUUCAUAGCAACCCUAUAGGACAAAGUAGAGCUGCCUCAUAGGAUUGCCAAGGAGUAGCUGCUGACCCUUUGGUUAGCAGCCGUAUCACUUAACCACUGCUCUACCAGGGCCCCAGUUCGGGUACACCCUUCUCUUAAUACUUGCGUACUUAAUCCUGGGAGACAGUAUAGCAUGGCAGUAAUGAGCUGGUGCCCAGGCAUGAAUCAUGGCCUUCCACUUGUCACUGUGUGACUUUGGGCUGGCAAGGCUCUUUGUGCCUCAGCUUUCUCAUCUGAAAAGUGGGAACAAUAAUGGUACUUAUAGGAUGGUUGUAAGGUUUAUGAGAACAAUGUGUGAAAAGUGCAGAGCCUGUUUGGCAAACGAUAACCCUGUGGUAAAUGUUGCCUGUGGUUAGUGUUAACUUUCACCUCGAUGUAGUGUGAUAAUUUGUAUAUGUGUUUCUACAACUGGAAUAUGGCUUAUUUUUAAUUUUAUAAACCAGCUGUGGUUACGAGGUUUAUAAAAGAUAAUUAGCAAGGCAAAAAACAUCCAGCAUAUGAAGAUUGCAGGUGGUAAUGCUAGACGGAGUGUGUGGAGAGGCUUUUGGGUUUCUACCAGAGUUGGAGCCUGGAGCUAGAUUGUCCCUCAUCCACCCUCCUCCCCCAUUACCGAUUUUGAAUAGUUUGGGUAGGCAGGUUAACCCUUCAGGUCUGGCUGUUGGCUGGCAGGGUGGAUAGGCCUGGGAGCUGGUGAUGGAUUUCCUUCUGCAGUGGGUGUUGAGGUGGCCGGUUCACCAAGCAGAUCCUGCUCAUGGCCUCCCACAGACUGGAGGGGGACUGCCCAGGAGCCACUGUUGCGUCUUCUCUCUGCCGUCAGAAUCGUCUAAAACUAGUUCCACUUUCUCCACCAUAGGUGAUAGUUUGGCUAAUGGCCCUUGGAGGACGUGGGAAGAAAGGUGUCAUAUACCGAACGUUCUUUUCUUAACGAUUGAAGUUAAUUUAAAUUCUACGCAAAAUCUUAGUUGAGGAACGCUGGCUACGUAAAACGUUGUAUGCCCAUCAUCCCACUCUUCAAUUCCAUUAAUCGUCCUGUAGAUUUUACCAGAGAAGAGGCUUUCUCUAGCUUCCUUUCUCUGUGUAUGGGUUUGGUAUUAGUACUUUUUCUUCUUACUUCUUUAUAAUAAUUUUGUUUUCAUGGCCAGUUUAGGUUAAUUCAUACAGUGUCAAAUGGUAGAUGGAGAGGAGAUAGAAAUUGUUGCACAGGUUGGUCAUGCUUAUUUUGAGGACUGGCAGUUACAAAGCAUAUGCCUCCUAGAACCGGCUUUAAAUUAUUUGUAGUAACAUUAUCAGAAACCCUGAUGGCAUAGUGGUUAAGAGUUCGACUGCUAACCAAAAGGUCGGUAGGUGGGAUCCACCAGGUGCUCCUUGGAAACCCUAUGGGGCAGUUCUACUCUGUCUUAUAGGGUUACUGGGAGUUGGAAUCCACUCAGCGGCAACUGAGGAAUCUGUUAUCUCUGACAUUCCUUAUGAGCAGUUGCUUUCUGGGGGCAUAAAAAACCAAACCAAACUCAUUGCUGUCAAGUCAAUUCCAACUCAUAGUGACCCUAUAGGACAGAGUAGAAUUGCCCUGUAGGGCUUCCAAGGAGCAGUUGGUGAAUUCGAACUGCUGACCUUUUGAUUAGUGGUCCAGCUCUUAACCACGAUGCCACCAGGGUUCCAGUGGGCAUAAGAGACAGUUGUUAUUCCCAGUUAUUCCUUCACCAGCUUGGUGAAGGUAAUAGCUACACCUUUAUUUCAGGUGUACUAACAAGUCCAUUUGCCUCAGAAUCAGUCAGUAAAGGAUGACUUCCUUUAUUUAACUGACAUGCAUCAGGUGCCAGGCCCUGUUUUGGGCACCUGGGAUAUAAUUGUAGAGCAAGAUCAGUGGGGACACCUGCCUUCUUGGAACGUGUAAGCCCCUAGAGUUACAGAGGGGCAGAGUCCUAAAAGACGGUUGUGAAGCUUUCUGGAGUUCUACUUUGCUUUCUGUUUAAGCUGCUGAAGCAGAGUGAACCCCUGCUUUAGCUGCUGCUGAAUCAGUCACCAAAACAGUCAGCAAGCCUUAAGCUGUGUUUUCUGUAAAAUGAUGUGGUGAUUUAAAGUGGAAAAUAAUGACAAUAAAAAUGCUCGCAGUGAUGUUUGGAGGUGGAAGGAUCUGCUUGUAAUCUACCCCAAGCUUGGUGAUUUCCCGUUCCCCUCCUCACUUGGUGAUGGUUAUGAGAGAAGAGCCUUCCGUUGCUUGCCUUCGUGGGUGUAUGUGUUUCAUUUGAACAUGCAGAUUAUCCCAAAUCCGGAAAGAUGAAUGGCAUUUCCCAGGGACUCAAGCUGGCAGAGUCAGCCCCCAGUGCGUGUAGAAUGUGCUCAGGAAUGCGGACGGUCGUUUCAGGGAUUAACUAACUGGCCGAGGACUGCCGUAGAUUCUUUGGAAACUAAAGUUGAGGUUUGCACUUUGAAGGAACAUUUUCUUACAGCUUAAUAUACCAGCCAUGUGCGAGGUACUGUCCUAGCCACGGAGGGCGAGGGUGGAGGCGAGAUGGUGAUAAAAGAUCUAUAUCAUCCUGGCACAUGGUCCUCCCUGCUGAGGUCCCCUCUCCCUUCAGAUGGACAGCAAUAGCUUGGGUGGUGAAGGGACAGAAUUUAGCAUUGUGGAUAAAAAUACUGUUGGUUGCUCUUUGCUGCAAUAUUCCCUAAUGACAGUUUAGGACCUUAUUAGGAUGUGGAACGUGUACUUUGUUGUCAUUGUUAGCUGAGGUCACCUUGCCCUGAUUCAUGGCGACCCCACGCACAAUGGAAGGAGACACUUGUGUGGUCCUGUGCCAUCCCCAUAAUCUGUUGCAGGUUAGAUUGUUGUAAUCCAUAGGGUUUUUCCUGGCUGAUUUUCCAGAGCAGAUCACCAGGCCUUUCUCCCCAGUCCUGCUUAGUCUGGAAGUGCCGCUAAAAACCUGUUCAGCAUAUUAGCAAUACCCAAGCCCCCACUGACAAGAGGGGUGGCGGCUGCACAUGAGGGACAUUGGCCAGGAAUCAAACCCGGGCCUCCCAUAUGGAAGACGAGAGUUCUACCACUGAACCACCAUUGCUCCCUGAGUUUGCCUUAAACAAACAAAAAAAAAUCUGCUCAAACCUGUUGCCGUUGAGUCGAUUCUGACUCAUAGCGACGCUAUAGCACAGAGUAGAACUGCCUCAGAGAGUUUCCAAGAAAUGCCUAAUGGAUUCAAACUGCCGAGCUUUUGGUUAGCAGCCGGAGCUCUUAAUCAUUAUGCCAGCAGGGUUUCUGAGUUUGCCUUAAAAAAUACCUUAGCCCCUGGUAAUUUCUGAUGAAUGCUUUGUAAUUUGAAAAGUCUUACGCGUGUUACGUGCUUUAUGCUUGUUAUAUGUAUUAAAUUUUGUAUGUUAGUAAUUGUCGAUGCUGGUAAUGUUACUGUCACUUUGUCAGUGUUUGAUAGUUGGAUUUAAAAAAAAAAUGUUUUAUUUAGGAUAGUUUUAGAUUUACAGAGAAGUUACAAAGAUGGCACAGAGAGUUCCCACAUACACCCCCUCCCAGGUUUCUGUACUGUCAGCCCCUGACAUUGCCGGGGUACAUUUGUCACAGCUAAGAGACUAACAAUGUUUGGAUUUGAACACAUGCUCACUGGAGGUGACUGUCUAUUGACGUUCCCCUAUUAAAGCUUCUUAAUUUUAUGUAAGUGAUUAAGUCAUUUCUUUUCAGAUAUCCUCAGAGCAUUCUAAGUACCAAAGAACAUUAUUUUGUGGCCAUCAAGUGUAGUUGUUAUUAUGAUAUAUGUUUCUUACCCCAGAGAAGUAGAAUUCCUUGUCUGAUCAUGGGUGUUUCGAUUCUUUGUUCGUACCCUGAAAGUAGAGGCUUUUUCAUGCUUCAUGUAUGACCAUGCAGCCAUUUGAAAAGCUCUCAAAUUGUUAAACAGGGUUCCAGAGAAAUUUAUCAAUUCUUCAUCCCUUGUUUGGCUUCUUGAUGCAUUUAGGAUCCUUUUAUAAAAGCUGCUGGACUGUAGAGGGUGUUGACAAUUCCCAUAGGAGCCUUUGGGAAGGAUGGUUACAGAUUUGCCUUGGGAAGUGGUCCCUGCAUUGCAAGGGAUGAAUCCAGUGUGCUCUGGUUGUAAUAGGUGCAGAAGAGAGGUGAAAACAGACACUGCUCUUUAAAUCCCCCCAGUGGUCCUCUCAGCUUUUCUUCAGCUUACCUGUUAGAUGCUGAGAGAUUUCUACGAUGGGCUUUUAAAACUGCUUUUAAAAAACAAACAAAAACCCAAACCUGUUGCCGUCGAUUCCGACUCACAGUGACUCUAUAGGACAGAGUCGAACUGCCCGAUAGAAGGGAGUGGCUGGUAGAUUCGAACUGCUGUCCUUUUCCUUAGCAGCCAAGCUCUUAACCAGGUGCCUCCAGGGCUCCAGAACUGCUCUAUGACAGAUAAAUUAGAAAGAGGCCAUCACUAUGCUGAACCCCUUUAGGUGGAAAGUAGUGUUGUUUAAGACUAGCCUCAUCUGUUAGAAGAAAAAACUAUUCAGCAAAUUCACAAAUCUGUUGUAAAGUUGGUUUAGAUAAAUUCUUGUUCUGUGAAUAGAAAUAUCUCAGGUAUUAAAAGACAGCUGUGAUAUGUUUCUAAGUUCAUAUGUAUUCCUUGACUUGUGGCCUUCAGUCGUGCCUCCUCUUAGACUAAUCACCGCGUUGGUUGAGAAGGCUUAUGUAGAGCUCGGCCAUAAACCGUGGAUCCUACCAUAUUAGCCUCAUUUGGUCUUUAACAACUAGUAGAGAUAAAUGUCUUCACUAUCAUGGAUUUCUAGAAUGUGUGAAAAGAACUGAAAACAUGCUUGUUACUUACAGUUUUAAAAACAAUUUUAGAUAUAUACUGGUACAUUGAAAAUGGUUGGAAAUCUAAGUCUUAGUCUUAGGAAAGUGCGGCUUUUUUUUUUUUAAAGCUUAAAUCUUUUCUCAAACUUACUAAGUGAUGUCAGAACUUCUAGCCGCUGAGGCCUGUAUCACAGGGAAAAUUUAUGAGCUAAAAGGAGCCUUGGGGAUCAUUUAGUGGGUUGAUUCUUUUUUCAUUUUUAAUUAGCAUGUGUUCCUUUUUAAUUGCAAAAAUGAUGCAGGCCUGCAAGUACCACAGCCUCUACCAGACUGAGGACAGCACAGGUAGAUGGUGCCAGCUACCACCACUGUCUGCUCUGACAAGGAUCACAAUAGAGAGUCCUGGACAGAGCUGGAGAAAAAUGUAGAACAAAAUUCUAACUCACAAAAAAACACCAGACUUACUGGGGUGACAGAGACUGGAGAAAACCCGAGAGUAUGGCCCCGGACACCCUUUUAACUCAGCACUUGAAGCCACUCCUGAGGUUCACCCUUCUGCCAAAGACUAGACAGGCCCAUAAAACAAAAUGCAACCAAAGGGGCACACCAGCCCUGGGGCAAGGACUGGAAGGCAGAAGGGAACAGGAAAGUUGGAUUACUGGAAAUGGGGAACCGAAGGUCAAGAAGGGGAGAGUGUUGACAAGUCAGAACAAUAAUGUAUAUUGUUUAAUGAGCUAUUAAUUUGCCCUGUAAACCAUCAACUAAAGUACAAUAAAAAAAAAUUAAAAAAUCAUGCAGGUCCAAUGCACGUGGGCCGACUUGCCCAUCAUCUUCAUCGCUAAGCUGGGCAUUCACUCCUGUUUACCUGAGUCUUCAUUCUGCUCCCACUCCUGCCUUGCUUUAUUUCCUCCUAGAUCAACCUGGUGGCGUAGUGGUUAAGUGCUACGGCUGCUAACCAAAGGGUCAGCAGUUUGAAUCCACCAGGUGCUCCUUGGAAACUUUAUGGGGCAGUUCUGCUCUGUCUUAUGGGGUCAUUAUGAGUCGGAAUCGACUUGAUUGCACUGGGUUUUUUUUUGGGUACUGGGUACAUCAACCUGCCUGCUGCUUCUCGCCUCUUCCACCUCUGGACCCUGCCCAGCCUCCUAACUCACUCACCCCGCCCCGUCUUCUCUCCCUGAUGCCCUUCCCUAGUUCUGUAGCUGCGGUGAAUCUCGAAGUACUAGAAAGAGCAAUGGCUUUAGAGCCUGGAGGCUGUGCCACCCACCCCUCUGUACCACGUGUGCCAUCUUUGCAGGUCGCUUCCCUCUCCGCGCUUCCGUCUGUGCACCAGUGUACCAUGGGGAUUAAGAGAGGUGAUUGAGUAUUUGUCUACACAAGCCCUUGUCGUUCUUGGCUCACAGUAGAGGCCCCUUUUCUCUCAGCCACUCUGAUGCUGGUUUCUGGCCUUGAGGGCAUGCACACAGAGUAGCGCUGUAGUUUGCCUUUUUGCCCGAGACCGGUCAGAGUUUGGCUUUUGCAUGUGCUUGUAGGGAUGGGGCAAAAUUAUGGCUUCUCUUGACCCUUUCAGUUUGUUGAGGCUGAGUCCAUAAAAUGUACUGGGGAUUAUCUACUUAUGUGGACCCUUAAAUAACAGUAACAGUAAUGGUGAUGAUAAUGAAGGUGGUGUUGACCUUACAGUGUAUAAGCACUUCAUGUGCCUUAUCUCCUUUAAUUUUCGUGACAGCCUUCUGAGACAUCUUGCCACUUAACCAGUGACACAUAGGUGGCCAAUGGAGAAAUACUGGUUUGUCUUACUUGAGUCCUCUGCUCUUAAAAUCAACAAUGUUCUCACAAAAAAUGUGAGAUGGGAGUUUUAUUAAGAAUUGUUAUUAAAGAACAAUGAGGCCAACAAAGUGUGUUUGACAUGUAGAGCUUGACCUUUCCCCAGGCCUGGGUGCAGGCUGGCCUGCCCUCGCUCACGCUGCUUGUGCAGGAGCGGCAGCUACUGCGUCUGUCACAGGUGUAGUUGGGGACCAGGCCUGAAGAGGAAGAGGUGCUGAGAAGGCGGGGAGGAAGCGUGAACAACACUGCUUUGAAUGUCUGUGGGAAAGGCUGUUUUUGAGAAUGUUUUGUUCUUCAGAAGAUACAUAGGCCAUUUAAGGGAAGUCCUGUAACCAGCCCCAGCUGGGGUCUCCCAAGGAGAGGCAAGAGAGCACCCUGCCCUUCUCUGUCCUUUGUGUUUUUGCUUCUGAGCAUGUAGCGUGCUUGGUACGUGUCUUCUCUGUAUGAUCCCUUUGUAGCUCGACAGCUACGCUCUAGAGACACUCAGCUGCCAGCAUUAGGGGACCAGUAAGUACUGUAUGACAUCACUGUGUGACAUUGGCCAGGAAGAGAGAUCCUUCAAAAAAUGUAGAAGGAGGGAGGGCUGAGUCAGUGCAGGAUUCUUGUGAACAGUGAGCCUGAGUUGAGCCUUGAUGGUUAGGGAGGAUUCAGGGUGGAGGACUUAGAAGCAAAAGUGGGUGAGCAGGAGAGGAACAGUAGAUUUGGGUAGAGGGAGUAGAUGGGGGCACCCUAAGCACACGAGGCCUCAAGGACUUGAUUUGGGAAAUGAGUGACCUGGAUGAGGACUAAGAGCUCAGGUGGUUAAGGGUGAGGGUGCUAAAACCAGACCACUGGGGCGCUUCUCCAGUUCCAGUGUUUAUCAUUGAUCACCUUGGUUUCCCCAUCAGGAAAACGGGUCCAUGACUGAUGAGAUAGAUCCUUUACACAUAAAGCCCUUGGAGCAGUGCCUGGCAUACACUGAGCAGGCGAAGGUUGGCUGCUGUUCUGAUUUGGAGACCCGGGUUCAGCUGAAAGGUUUUUAUAAAUGAGGUUGAGAACAGAAACAAGGGGAAAAAGCAUGAAAUAUCCAAAAAUAUCUUGAAAAAAAAUUAAUAUCAUAGACCUAAUGAUAUAUUGUAUAGGGUUGCCUGAGGGGGGAAAAAAGUUUUCAGUGGACUUAUAUUCUAUCUUGGGAGAUGGGAAGAAUGGGGGCAUGAUUUGCAGAGUCCCCUGUAUUAAUUUACUUCUGGUUAAAUGUUACUACUAACUGUUCUAAAGUAGAUUUGAGUUGCCUUUGAUAUAAUUGAAGGUAAAAGUCGGAGCUAGUCAGUAAAUUGGGCCCCUGUUGGGUUGGGUUGUUCUGGAAUACUGCCAUGUAGCGCAUAUGCCAUAAGUGUGCUUUUUUAUUUAGGGGUAAAAGGAGCUUGGUGAAAAGUUGACUGUCUGAGCUAGCCUUGGCCGUUCCACAGUCAGCUUGCUUGUUGUAAACUUUCUACGCUGAAGCCCCACGUUCCUAAUUUGUAGUCGUUCCCAUAGCGAGCAGAAUCCUAGGGAGGCAGUAGAAUAAUGGCAUAUUUUUCCACCUUGGUUCUGACGAGGAUUGUAAAAUGUAUUGGCAUGAAGAAACUCAAUAAAUAUUCUGAACAGUUGUCUUACCUAAAUACGUUCUGAUUACUCUUGUCUCUAGUACAAGGUUAAAACUGAAAACCUCAACUCUUUCGAAGAAUGGAACAGCAAGGUAACCUGUUACUCAGGCCAACGCUGUGGUUUCACGCAGAGGUGAUUCAGAGCUGGUAACAAGGAUUGUCUUUCCCAGAAAGUGGGAGUCGUCACUUCUCUUCUUUUAUACUACUGCCUUGUAACAAUCAAAAAAUUGGACAUGUUUGGGAUUUCCGGGACAAAAUAAAUACGUCUUUCUUUGCAGAAGAUAGAGUGUAAUUUCCUUUCUGGGUUACCUAAUAAUUAUCUAGAAUUCUCUGCUUCCAUGUGGGAGACCCAGGUUUGACUGCUGGCCGGUACACAGCCACGACCUGUCUGUCAGUGAUGGCUUGCGUGUUACUCGGAUGCUGAAUGAGUUUUAGACUAAGACUAUGAAGAAAGACCUGGCUCUCAAUCUGUUUCUGAAAGUCAGUCAAGUGAAAACCGUCUGGGUCACAAUAGUUUAAUCUGCAGCAGAACAAGGGGAUUGAACAGGACCAGGCAGUGUUUCACCCCAUCGUGUAGGGGAUUGUCAUGAGUUGGGAGCCCACUGGCCAGCCAGGUAUUUAUAAAUGCUUUACAUAAAGUAUUCUCCUUUAAUUUAGUGGAUGCUGUGUUGUCAUUUUGUUGUUGUUAGGUGUUGUUGAGUUGGUUCCGACUCAUAGCAACCCUGUGUACAACAGGACAAAACACUGCCCGGUCCUGUGCCACUCUCACAAUCAUUGCUGUGCUGAGCCCGUUGUUGCAGCCACCGUGUCAGUCCACCUCGUCAAGGGUCUUCCUCUCUUUCACUGACCUUGCCCUUUACCAUGCAUGAUGUGCUUCUCUAGAGACUAGUCGAUCCUGAUACCAUGUUCAAAGUAUGUGAGAUGAAGUCCCGCCAUCCUUGCCUAUAAAGAGCAUUACAGAUAUGUUCGUUCUCCUGGCAGUCCACGGUGUGUUCAGUAUUCUUUGCCAACACCGUAAUUCAAAGGCGUCACUGGACACUGAAGCAACAUCAAAAUUGUGAGCAAAGGGUGAGAAAAAUUUUAUACCCCACGGGGGCAACAUGUCUCCCUGCUUUGUGCCAGUUACUGCUCCAUGUUACAGGCCCUAAGGGUAGGGAUGGUGCAGGUGAGUAACGACUACAAUGGCCUGCUCCCGCCUCCCAUUUCCUCUCCCACCACUUACUGCAUGGCCCCCGGUGUUCUCUUGGUAUUUUCUAUUCAGUAUUCCUACUAUAUAUAGAGUAAGAACUUAUAUAUAUGUACACACACACGUGUAUAUAUGUUGUAUCAUAAAAUACUGCUUGCAUAGGAUACACAGGUAAAGUUAGGAAUACAUGAAUGCAGUUAGACAGUUUACCAAUUCAAAAUGCUUUGAAGUAGCAGUUGUUUGUCGUGUCCCUGGGAGUCGGAAGUGGCCGUGGUGUCUGUGUCAGAGUGGAAAAAAAGCCAGAGAACAAUACACGCCUUCUCAUCCAGGAGCCUUGUUGGAAGGUUCUCUCUGGAGACAUCAGACAUGUAUUUUGCCUCCGGACACAGGAAAAGAUGAUUAUGUUGUCAUGUAGAGAGACAGCGUGAAUGUAAUUCCUGGUACUAAAAAAGAUCAGAUUAAAACGGAGUUAAAAGUCACUUUACCAAAAUACAGCUGUCUUAGUCAUCUAGAGCUGCUAUAAUAGACAUACCACAAGUGGAUGGAUUUAACAAAGAGAAAUUUAUUCUCUCACAGUUUAGGAGGCUAGAAGUCUGAAUUCAGGAUGCCAGCUCCAGGGCAAAGCUUUCUUUUGGCUCUGGGGGAUGGUGCUUGUCAUCAGUUUUCUCCUGGUCUAGGAGCUUCUUGGUACAGAGAACCUGGGUCCAAAGGACAUACUAUUCUUCCGACUCUUGUCCCCAUGUCUCUCUGCUCGCUUCUCUCUUUUAUAUUUCAAAAGUGAUCGGCUUAAGACACAUCUAAUCUUGUAGAUUGAGUCCUGCCUUAUUAAUGUAACUGCCACAAAUCUCACCUCAUCAACUCCAUAGGGAUAGGAUUUAGAAAACAUAAGAAAAGCACAUUAGAUGACAAAAUGAUGGACAAUCACAAUAUUGGGAAUCAUGGCCUAGCCAAGUUGACGGAUACUUUUGGGGAACACAAUUCAAUCCAUGACAACAGCCAAUUAAAAAUCUUCUUGUAAUGCUGCCUCCUGUAGUUCUUCUCACAACCUUAAUGGUCACACAGACAGGUUUUCCUUUUACAGACAGAAGGGAAAACGUUAAAUGUAAAAAAGCAUAAGUCACGUGGAAGCCAUAUGAUUUUAUUUGCCCAUUCCUUGAUUUCAGUAAUGGAGUACCCCCCUCGUCCCAGGCAGCACCUUGUGCCCAGUGGUGAGGUCGGUUUACCCAGUCGCUCUGUGGGACAGCCCAGUGCAGUGGGCUAGAGCAGGGAGUGUGAUGUUUACCUUUGUGUUUUGUCAGUUAAAGCCCAGAAGAACUUUAUCACACAAAAACGUCACUCUCCGGUUCAGCAGUAUGUUGGGUGUAAUAUAAAAAUAUUGGGUAUAGGAUGUUUAAUUCCAAGUAAGCAUUGUGUCUAUUUGUUCUUAUCUGAUACGCUAAGGAAAAUAAGUACUUAUAGCUGGUAGCUGUGAAAUCCUUCUGGUCUAAACACUCCAGGGAGGCGGAAAUGAUUUAGCUGAGCCCUUUCAUUUCUUUGUACUUACUCGCUUUGGGCUUAUGUGUGUGCAUGGAUCCACUCUUUGCCCAUUUGUUGACCUUCUUGUUUACCUUCUGCCUUAUUUGCCUUAUUCUCAUGUCUCUUCCAUUGUACAUCUCUCUACCCAUUCAACCAUUCAUCCAUUCAUCCAGGUGACAUUUUUUUUAUCAUCAGUUCUGUUGAAGGCACCAUGAUAAAGUGUUGUAUGUGGGAUGGUAAAUUUCACAGUCCCUGCAGCAAAUACAAGGAAGAAAGAAAUAUGUGCACAAAUGGCUUUGAUACAAGAUAAACAAUAUGAAUUCUGAAUAUAUGUAAUAAGAACCCCCAAAAAACCAAACCCAUUGGUGUUGAGUCAAUUCCGAUUCAUAGCAACCCUAUAGGACAGAGUAGAACUGCCCCAUAGAGUUUCCAAAGAGCGCCUGGUAGAUUCGAACUGCCACCCUUUUGGUUAGCAGCUAUAGCUCUUAAGCACUAUGCAACCAGGGUUUCCAGGUUUGAUUUAGAAAACUAAAUCUAUGUAGAAGCGUGCCCUUUAUAUCUUGGCCCCCUCUUCCCUCCAGUCUCACCUCUCUAGGCCCUUGUGUUGUUCCCAUUGUGUUCGUCCCCUUCCUAUUUCCUGUGAGAGGCUUAAGGUUCAGAGGUGGGUUUGCUGUGCUCUGGGGCCAGCUACCUAGGUUGGAGUCCUGGCCCCAGCCCUUUAGCAGGUUACCUAACCUCUGCUCCUCCUUUCUAAAGUAAGGUGAUAAUGGUGGUCGGACUUAAAGGAGGUGGUAUGUGUUAAGCCUCAGGGCUGGGCUUGAGAAACUCAUGGAGCCCUGUAAACUUUGUUGUUGCUGUCGGGUGCUGUGGAGUAGCUUCUGACUCACAGUGACCCCGUGUGACGGAGUAGAACUGCCCCAUAGGGUUUUCUUGACUGUAAUCUUUAUGGGGAGCCCCGGUGGCACAGUGGUUAAAGCACAUGGCUGCAAACUGAAAGGUCCUCGGUUCAAACCCACCAGCUGCUCUGUGGGAGAAAGACAUAGCAGUCUGCUUCUGUAAGGAUUACAGCCUUGGAAGCCCUAUGAGGCAAUUCUACUGUGUCCUGUAGAGCUGCUAUGGCAACGGGUUGGUUUGUUUGUUUUUUAAUCUUUACGGAAGCAGAAUGCCAGGGUGAGUGGGUUUGAACUGCAAGGGCCUAACCUUGCACCACCAGGGCUCCUUUAGUGAACUUUAGCGGCUGUCAGUUAUUGUGGUUGUGUUCUCACCUUCUCUGCUCUUUGUUCCGUUUAUUGCUUAGCACUUUCUUCUCAGUCCUGGCCUUGACCCCACUGCAGGCGACAGCCAGACAACCUGCCUGUUGUGUCUUCUGUCCUAACCGCUCACUUCCUCAUCUCUACAUCACAAAUCUUUUUCUUUUCUAAAGCUGCUUUUCUCCCCCAUACAGAAAAGAAGUCAGCUCGGCAUAGUAGAACGUGCAUGGACGCCCACAUCUGCAGUGAUCCUGGGCCACGUCCUGUCCUUUCUCACUAUGAGCCUCACUGGAUUCAGCACUGAGAUUUCCUAUGUUCCUUUUAUAUAAGUUGUUUCUGAGAUAGUAACUUUCUGCUGAGAUUUGAGUGGAAUUUGAGAAUUUGGGGAAGGUCCUGUGGCUGCAGAGGUGUCAUCAGCUGCAAAAUUAACCUCUUUGAAGAGUUCUGCAUUUUGCCACUCGACUCCGUGUGCCAAAGAAGGACUCCAUGAAAGAUGACAGAAGAAGUGAUUGUUAUAGCAAAGUGGGAUUACACUGCCCAACAGGAUCAGGAACUUGACAUCAAGAAGAAUGAGCGCCUGUGGCUGCUGGAUGACUCCAAGACAUGGUGGCGGGUGCGAAACGCAGCCAACAAGACGGGGUACGUGCCGUCCAAUUAUGUGGAAAGAAAGAACAGCUUGAAGAAGGGCUCGCUCGUGAAAAAUCUGAAAGACACACUAGGCCUGGGUAAAACGAAGAGGAAGACGAGCGCCAGAGAUGCGUCCCCCACGCCCAGCACGGACGCCGAGUACCCCGCCAACGGGAGCAGCGCCGACCGCAUCUACGACCUCAACAUCCCCGCCUACGUGAAGUUUGCCUAUCUCGCCGAGAGGGAGGACGAGCUGUCCCUGGUGAAGGGGUCCCGGGUCAUCGUCAUGGAGAAGUGCAGCGACGGCUGGUGGCGAGGAAGCUACAACGGGCAGAUCGGGUGGUUUCCCUCCAACUAUGUCAUGGAGGAGGUGGACGAAGCCAGCGCGGACUCCCCCAGCUUCCUGAGCCUGCGGAAGGGUGCCAUGAGCAACGGCCAGGGCGCACGGGUGCUCCACGUGGUGCAGACUCUCUACCCCUUCAGCUCCGUCACCGAAGAGGAGCUCAACUUCGAGAAGGGAGAAACCAUGGAAGUGAUUGAGAAACCCGAAAAUGACCCCGAGUGGUGGAAAUGUAAAAAUUCCCGGGGGCAGAUUGGCCUUGUUCCCAAAAACUACGUGGUGGUCCUCAGUGACGGGCCGGCCCUGCACCCUUCCCACGCCCCUCAGAUAAGCUACACCGGACCUUCGGCCACUGGCCGCUUUGCGGGGAGAGAGUGGUACUAUGGGAACGUCACGCGGCACCAGGCGGAGUGCGCCCUCAACGAGCGGGGCGUGGAAGGGGACUUCCUCAUUAGAGAUAGUGAAUCUUCGCCCAGUGACUUCUCCGUCUCUCUCAAAGCAUCAGGGAAGAACAAGCAUUUCAAGGUGCAGCUGGUGGACAAUGUCUACUGUAUCGGGCAGCGGCGAUUUCACACCAUGGACGAGUUGGUGGAACACUACAAAAAGGCGCCAAUCUUCACCAGCGAACACGGGGAAAAGUUAUACCUUGUCAAAGCCCUUCAGUGACAGCCGAGGCGGGGUCCCCUCCCCACGGUCCUCUUCCAACUACAAGCCUUAGGUCCAACACUCAUUUCCGCAGCGCGGGGCUCAUCUACCUGAAGAAGAAGGCUGAAGCCGCUGGCUCCCCUGCAGAGGGUUGUGCUCUCUCUAGUGGCGUGUCCUUUCUUGGGUUCUUUUGCUGGUUGACCUUUUAGCCAGUUCUGUUUGUGUUCCGUUUGCCUUAGGUGUAAACCAUGAGCAGCCAUCUCUAGCACUCACAUCCACGCUCAAGUCCAGCACCCCCCGCCCACUAGGUUUGUAGAAUUUGGAGAUGGAAGAGAGGCGUGUUUGUUUGCUUUAUUCUUUUUCAAUUGGAAGUGGUGUUAGUCUGUUCAAAUUGUUCAUGCUGACAGAGCCCCCUGUUAAAAAGACGUUGGGCACAGUCUGAAUGCCCUGAAGCUACAGUUCAUUGAGACAGAGUACACUCAAGAAGUUGUGGCCAGGAGCUUUAGGGCCGUUUUGCUUACCAGGUAGCCUACGAGGAGUUUCUAGGUCCCAGAAGCAUUUGUUCCCCUGCCCUUUGCUCUCACGUGGCUUCCCAGACUCUCCAAAGAGUGAACGUAUUUGGUGGUAGCACUAAACUACUAAGUCAGAUUGUCGUUCUAGAGCCUGUCUCGUGCAUUUUGGACUGUGCUUGCAAUAAAGAACAACUUUGAAACUCAGUCUGCAAAAGAAGAAACCGGUGACUCAUAAAGAAUAGAACGUUUUGGUGGUUGACCCCAAAUGUGCCAUCCACAUAGUGCUUUUUCCUUUCACCCUCCUGCUUGCUUGAAUUUUAUAAUUAUGUAUUUAAUUCUCAAAUUUAUAAGUGUACCUGUAGCUAUUUGUUGACACUAAUACAGAUGAUUAUGGAGAACAGCUGAUCUUUGGGGAAGGGGAGCUACCAACACUUUAUAUAUGUGUGUGCGUGUGUGUGUGUGUAUACACACACACAUAUAUUCACCCACAUACACACACUAUAUGUGUGUGUAUAUAUAUAUACAUAUAUAUAAUUUGCUUUACAGGGAAAUUUUUUAGGGUUUACAGAGAAUAUGUGAUUGGUAGUGAGAGACACACAGAAUGUUUAUGAAGAAGAUGCAUUCUCUUUUUUCUUUGCAUUUAAGUUUCUUUAUAGUUUAUACGUCUUGAGAUGGCACAUUCCUGAGAUUGAAGAAGGGGUCUUGCGAUUCCCCUAAACUUGCAUACCCAGUUUUUUGGAUAUUGUAAUAAAAAAGUAUUAUGACGAGACUAUGCGUAGAUUUAUCUUUGGCAAAACUCGGACGCAAUUAUGAGCAUAUCUACCGCAGCUUUUUCCAAACGCUCUGUGCUGAGAGGGAAAAUUGUUAGGAGUUUAACAAAUUAUUUGUGUGCUUCCUUUUUCUACCACCACAUCUUUGUAUAUUGAAAUAAUAAAUUUUAAUUAGUGAAAUUCCAUGAGAAACCAGAAUCACAAGCUUGGUCGUAACAUUACUCUUUGGAAGUUAUUUAUUUAAAACGAUGUCUUGCCAAACUGUUGUCAGCCAGCCAGAGUUCUCAUGUUUAGUUUUUCUCUCCUCAUUAAUGUCUUACUUUCGUUUGCUCAGUCAGUAAGCAUUUCUCAAACAAUCACAUGUGCCAGACACUGGAAAUAGUCACAUAAACACAAGGUUUGUUCCCUUUUGGGCUAAUUGUAGCUGAAGUUUACUGAGUGCUACCUGCGUGCCAGGCCCAGUUCCUCACUGACCCCAUCAAGACCCCACGAGGUGGGUCCUAUCAUCGUCCCCAUUUCACAGAUGAAGAAAAUGAGGCACAAAGUAAAUACCCAAGGCUAGUGGGUUAGUGAACGUUAAAGCACGGAUGCAAACCCAGAGGACCUGGCCCCGAGACUGCCUGUUGAGUGCUUUUGCUCCGCCAUUCCUGUUUCCUGUUUCCUUAGUGUUAAUUGCAUCUUUUUGUUGCCUUUGAUUAUAAUAAAGAAGGUUGGUUCUGGUUACUGAGAUGGGGGGCGGUGGGAGGGGAGACAGUUAUAUAAGAAUAGGCAUCCAGGUUUUGUAGUGAGACUGUCAUCACCUUAUACAAAAUAACAUUUGUCCUGUACUUUAUCCAUGGAAACAAUUCCUCUUGACUGUUUCAGGUUCACAUUUUGGCUUCAGUUUAGAAUCAUUCUCAAUAGUCAGUGCGUGGAGAGCUGAACAACUUUGAUAUACACAUAGCCAUUCAGGAAGAAAUGAGUAAUUAAAGGAUGGAAGACAGAUACACAUUUUGGCUUCAGGAGCUUUGUUAAGGCUUAUAUUGUAAUUGACACUUAUUUUUAAUCUUUUCACAAACAGAAUUCUCCAGCUCACUUGGGUAGAUCAGGGCUAUCUUUUAUUAAGGAAAUAGUACUCCAGUGGACCUAGGAGGGUGGAUUGAUAGCGCCAGGGUGCAUCUAUCUGUAGACCAGGAGCCUGAAGACUGCACCCCAAAUGGUUUGGAGUGUUACCACGAUGCUCUGGCCAGGUGGUACUUCUGCCAUGGAAAAUCUCUGCGUGUCCAAAGAUUUCCUAAACAAAUCUCCCUGCUUUGCUAUCGGCAUUGCCCCUUGGCACAGACAGCAAAGAACAAUAAAGGUUAUUCUGUAGCUGGGUAACAUUUCUUUGCACUUAGAUCUGACUUCAUUUUACAUAAAUAAUGUGACAUAUGGGCACCCUGCUGGGUUACAGUUCAUAACUUCUAAGCCCUUCACAGGUAGUUGAUGGCCAAAUACUGUUACACAAUGAUUCUUGGGAGCCAAACGGUCCAUCAGUUUUUUCCCAAAGUGUAUCACAAAUUGAAAUCUUAAAUUAUAAUUAGAAUCUUUAUAACCACUGGAACGCCGACAUUUCUAAAAGAAGCAUUUUGGACUCCAGGACUAUUUUGUCUUUCACUUCUGUAGCUGAUUUAUAUCUAUUUUUCUACCAUUCCUAUUGCCUAAUGCCAGAAAAAUGUCUUUAAGACCAAAGUUCAGAGGUGAAAAUAGAAAAGUUUGAAGGUAUUUGUUCAAUGUAUUGACUUUCAUUAAAUAUAGGUUUAGUUUUGACUUCUCACUGGAAUCUAACAUUAUUUGUUGUGUUGUUAGUAUAUAAUUAGUGUAGUUAAUAUGGCUAUUUCAAUUCUAACACCUUUCCAGGUGCUAAAUGAAGUGGGACUCAUUCAGCCACAGACUCUGGAGCACCUACUAGGAGCCAAACACGAUAGCAGUGUGGGGUUCUUAUUAGCCCUGUGAUUCAAACAAAUCACGGAGUGUCGAUGACUGUGUUUGCUCAGGAGUAAAGCGGGGUUGCUACCCACCUACAUUUAACAUGCUCGACUACUAACCGAAAGGUUGAAGGUUCAGGUCCACCCAAAGUCUCCUCAGAAGAAAGGCCUGGCGAUCUUUAAAAAAAAAAAAAUCCAUUAAGAAACCUGUGGAGCACAGUUCUACUCUGACACACAUGGGGUCACUGUGAGUCGGAAUGGACUCAACAGCAGCAGGCAGCGACCCACCUGUAUCAUCACAGCUGUGCGAGGAGGCGGUGAGGUGAUGCGUGUGGAAGUACUUUGUGUAAAGUGCUAUAUUCAGUAAUGGCAGUCAGGACCUGCUGUGUGUCACACAAUCCACUUAAACGUUCGUCUGCACACGGUGGAACUCAUCAGUACCUCGUUAACCCAUUGCCACUGAGUCGAUUCCAACUCAUAGCGACCCCGUAGGACAGAGUAGAACUGCCCCAUAGAGUUUCCAAGGAUCGCCUGGUGGAUUUGAACUGCCGACCUUUUUGGUUAGCAGCUAUAGUUCUUAACCACCAUGCCACCAGGGUUUCCAGCACCUCAUUAGCCACGGGCAUUCCUCAGAUGACCCCAACAUGUAGAGCUCUGGCCCAGUCAGACCACCACUGUGAUCCUUACUCAGCAGUCCUGGAGCCAGCCUUUCCCUGUUUCUUCAACUUAGACUCUUACAGUGUUUGAGAGGUCUCUUCAAAAACUGCUGCUUUCAUUUCAAGUCCAGAACUGAAAUCCAUAUUCAACACUCAAAUUUUUACCUGAGGUAGUUGCCAAAGUCACAUCCCUAAAAAUAGUCCUCUUUGGGGGGAGAAACAUCUUUUUUUGUUCACUGUGAGGAAAUCCUUCUGUUUUUCAGCCUGAGUCUGACAACACAAUCCCUACUGAGUACUGAGCAAAAUUUGCAUAAGCCAACAAGUGCCAGUUAAACCUUUUCUCCCUCUCAGAAGGUGGUGUUCCCACGGCUCUGAGAACGCCGGCCGUUGCUGUUCUACAUAAAGCUCAUUCAGACCUAGAGGGCUUACAGUUCCAGCCUUACAAACUGCUGCUUCAGGCAAAUCCUGGAGCCCUGGUGGCACAGUGGUCAAGAGCUACAGCUGCGAACCAAAAGGUUGGCAGUUCAAAUCUACCCGGUGCUCCUUGGAAACUCUGUGGGGCAGUCAGAAUCAACUUGAUGCCAACAGGUUUGGUUUGGUUUUGGUUUCAGCCAAAUCCAGGGCCAACUGAAGGACCAAGACCCAAACAAGGAAAAAAAAAAAAAAAGACACUAGUGUUUGCUUCCAAAUCACCCUGGGUGGGGGUUCCUCAUGAGUCGGAAUCAGCUGGAAGCAACUGGAGAGGAGGGAGGAGAACAAAUUGGGACCUGAACUUUGAGUGCUUUCCUUGUCUAUUUGAAAUCUGUGGGAAAAUACCUGUUCCGUGCACUUGGCCUUUCUUUGGCUCUUAGAGAAAUGUCUGAUCUUGAGUGCCUAAAAUGGUUUGGCUUUGGUAUUUUUUUUAGCAGUCUUACUUGUCUGCAUUUGGAUUUCCCAUAUCAUAGCUACUGACACUCCGAGCUAGCUGGAGAGACUCAUUAUGUCCCAUCUUUGGAGGGAGUCCUGUUACUUGACAGUAGGUUAUUACUGAAGAUGGUUGAGCCUGACAGCUGUUAUAAAAGCUUACUUUGACAGCUUUUGAAAACGCACAGCCUCAUCACCACCGGGGCAUCAGGCAUUUGGCCAACUCUGCUGGGUUACCAGAUUCUGCAGCUAAACUAAUAUCAGGCACCAGGGGACUAGGUCGUUUUGCUUCAGUUGCCCUCUAAUGAGUAAGGCAAGUGGCCCUCUGAGAACAGGUCAUGGCCUGAGGAAACUCCAAGUCCAAAAGUCUUUGGGGACUUUAAACAGAGGUCCUGCUUUCAUGGGAGUUGAACCCAUUGGCUUUUGUCUGGCCUGGGGUUGAGCCUGGGCUCUGCCCCUCAACAGCAGAGCAGCCUCCAACAAGGUCCCAAACCUCUUUGUGGCUCAAGUGCCUCAGAAAAACUGGUGCGUACCUGCAGUUCUUACACAACCCUUCAAAGACGAUGUUGUUAGAAUUUAUACAUUCAGAUAAUGUGUCUUAGUUAUCUAGCAAUGCUAUAACAAAUACUACAAGUGGAUGGCUUUAACAAAGAGAAAUUUAUUCUCUAACGAUCUAGGAGGCCAGAAGUGCAAAUUCAGGGCACCAGCUUCAAGGGAAGGCUUUCUCUCUCUGCCCAGGGGGAAGGACCUUGUCAUCAAUCUUCCCCUGGUCAAGGAACUUCUCAGCACAGGGACCCCAGGUCCAAAGGUACAUGCUAUUCUCCUGGCUCACGUUUCUUGGUGGUAUGUGGGCCCCAUGUCUCUCUGCUUGCUUCUCUCUUUUGUAUCUCAAAAGAGACAGGCUUAAGACACAACCUAAUCUUGUAGAUUGAGCCCUACCUCAUUACCAUAACUGCUGCUAAUCCCACCUCAUUAACAUCAUAGAGAGGAUUUACAACACAUAGAAAAAUCGCAUCAGAUGACAAAUGGUGGACAACUAUGCAAUACUGGGACUCAUGACCUAGCCAAGUUGACACACAUGGAGGGGGACACAAUCCGUAACAUAAGGUGAAUUCCUUAACAUAAUCAUGUAAAAUGCUUAGAAGCUUUGUACAGAUUGUUAGAUGAUCUUAAUGAAAAGGGGGAAAAGUAGGUUAAUGUGUUAAAUUAUUAUCAGAAUGGAGCCAGUAGUGAGUAAAAUGAGAUUCCAGACCACAUCUGAUUGCAGUAUCACAGAGGCACUGUGGUUGAAUGAAUUCAACAUAGAACUCCAUAUACAAAUGGAAUUCAGUUGCUAGCAGGAUUUACUUGAAAAAUGACAUGGAUUUCCCUUCCAGUGCUGUGAAGAGCAGGGAGUAAUAAAAUAAGUAAGGCAUGACUUUGAAGUAAUGAAACCAAAUAAAUAUUUGCCUGACUAGAAAAUAGACAUCCAAAUAGCAUCCAAAUCCUGUAAACUCUGUCACAGUGGUCAUGUUAGCUGUUGAAUGCUUAGAGACACUACCUUUGCUGAGGAUACUUUUCGGAACAUCGUGAGAAAAUGUCCACCCAUGCUGGGGUGUAGCCUGAACCUACUGGUGCUAGACAAUCCUUAGGGUUUAUUCAGAGUGGGAAGGGUGGUAUUGCUUAUGGAACUACUCAGAAAUCAUUUGGAGAAGUUAGAGAAGUUUUUAUUUUCUUUUUCAUACUUUUUAAUAUUUCCCACAUUUUCUUCAGUAGAUGUGAAUUAUCUGAAUGAAAAAUACAUAGGGAAAAAAUGUUUUCUAUAUUUGUGUGGAGUAAAAUUGGGCAGAUAAAAUUAGGUGCUCACAUCAGUUAUACCAGUUGUAGACAAAUAUUUAGCAGAGAGAUUUCUGCUGUGGAUUUUGCUUGGUUUCCUUCAAGUAUUAGGAAGUAAUGUUAUCUUUUGUCAAUAUUUUCAUCAAAAAUGCCUGUUAGAAAUAUGAUUGCCAAAUUUAAAAGUGCAAUGAAGUCAAUAAACAGCAGAAGAAAACUGAAUUCAAA
Messenger RNA from Loxodonta africana (African savanna elephant), 49084 nucleotides. RefSeq names its product NCK adaptor protein 2 (gene NCK2). Bases 41139 to 42278 code for a protein of 379 amino acids. NCBI's taxonomy places the organism in Eukaryota, Metazoa, Chordata, Mammalia, Proboscidea, Elephantidae. The transcript has 5 exons. The record is from RefSeq and is a predicted model, not a curated record. Gene Ontology annotation, molecular function: signaling adaptor activity; receptor tyrosine kinase binding. Gene Ontology annotation, biological process: negative regulation of endoplasmic reticulum stress-induced eIF2 alpha phosphorylation; signal transduction; cell migration.